Molecule: messenger RNA, 83156 nt
Organism: Xyrichtys novacula (pearly razorfish)
Lineage: Eukaryota; Metazoa; Chordata; Actinopteri; Labriformes; Labridae
Source: the annotation of a GenBank genome assembly
GCACGUGGGUUUGUUAUUGCAGGAAGUGAAGAUGGCGGCUCAGUCGUUGCUUUCCGAGUCUGUUCUCGGAUGGUCUAUUUUCACCUUUAUACUCUUGGUAAGCAAGUGUAACCUUGUCUAUUCGUUUUAUUAACCAACAGAACGUCAUACGAUCAGUUUGAAUGUUUUAUUGAGUGAAAAGGCGGCUGUGUUAAUGCGCAACCAGACCUGACAUGGCUACGAUGUAUUAACGCCAAAAUUGGCUUUGGAUUUAAGCUAACAUUAGCCGUGACACACUUCGGCUGUUCUGUCGGAGGCGCUCAGUUAAGGAUUAAGUCUACCUUUAGUGCUGUAUUUUACACUGUCAGGAAGGAUAGUAACGUAAACCAGGUCAAAAUCAGCGGGUAUUCUUUCUUCAGUGGACGAUUUAGUAACAUCUCCAGGUGGAUGUUUCCAGGAAACGACAACAACCCAAUUUAUCCUGUUAGCUUUCAGCACUGGGUCCUAAAUGACACCAGACUUUAAUACACGGUUUAAAGUUAUUUAGUUUUUAACAAACCUAAAGCAGAGGCUGAUUUUCACCGUUGAUACUGCAGAUAAUAUGUUUGUUACCUGUACUUUCAUGUAAACUGGGUCAUUUGGAUUGGUGGCUUCAGUCUCUAUCAGAUACUAAAAGUUUAAUAUGAUCAGUCCAGGUAAAUAUGUAUAGAAGAAGCUAACACCUGUGAGCUUAUAAUAAGACUACAUAAAGUUGACUGAGUUGAUUACAAGCUGAGAUGUAGCUUAAAAAUGCUAUUGUGUGCAGUCUAUGUGUGCAGGUAUGAAUGGGGUCACUUACAAAAUGUUAAAAACACGAUGAAUUGAGAUAAUUUGCUUGUUUUUUCCCCCCUCAAUAAUCAUCAUUUGAAUAUUAUAUAUUUUUCAAGUAUUUCACUGUAUUUGACAGUGUAAUGGGAAUAAGAAGCAUAUAGGGUAACUCCUGUUUCAACACAAUACUUGAUAUCAUGUCCACAAUAACAACAAUAUUACCACACAGUGACUCAAUUACAACUAUUAAUUACAAGAGAGUUCUAUAACGAUACAAAAGGAUAUCAGAUAAACUGAAGUAUAAAAAAAUACCUUAAACAGAUGAAGUGCACGAUCUCUCCCAGUUGUGCCACUGCGAGGAGACAUGAAGUUUGAAGUCAGGGAAAUAUGUUGUGUGCUGUAUGUUAAGGAUAAAUAUUUUAAAUUAAAAACUGUAUGUAUGUUAUAAUUUUACAUGCCCAGGGUUAUGAUAACCGGGUCCCGCUAGUCAAGAUGAUGAUUUAUUUCCGUAUUGGUAUUUUAAGAACUAUACAGAUUUAAGUUUAUUUCAGUUUCAGGCUUUACUAAGGUCAACAUAAAGAUGUCUCAAGAAGUAUCAAGUAGUUCACAGCUGUAUGGUGGUGCAGUGAUACCUGGCUCAGAGACCUUUUCUGUAGUAUGGUAUUAAAAUGUUCUUGGCUUCCCUCUGAGAAUUCUGGCUUCCUCCUACAGCCCACAGACAUGCUGGUUUACCGGUGACCAUAAAUUGCGUGUAGAUAUGAGUUUGAAUGUGUCAGUUUGUCUAAAUAUUAUCUCCGUGAUAGGCUGGCAACCUGUACAGUGUGUACCCUGCCUCCCACCCAAUAACAGCUGGGAUAAACUUCACCUCCCUGUGACCCCAAAUGAAACAAAAACGUACAAAUAACAGAUGGAUGGAUCUAUUACUUUGAUAAUACAUCCUGUUUUUGUUUACUUUGUCCCAUUUGACUUUGUCACUAAGGAGUCAAGAAAACAAGGUCUUAAACUUAGUAAGUUUUGAUAAAUUCAAACAAAGUUUAAGGACUUUUUUCAAAGAAAUCCAGCAGCAAAUGUUGGAUGUCUCCUGUGUUCUUGCUUGGUUGAAACUCAAACUGCAUGCACAGUUUAAGUGGCAUCGUUCCGACUUGAUUUUAUACGUAAGAUUAGGCCUGGACGAUAUAGAAAAAAAGCAUAUCGAUAAAAAAUAAAUCAUAUUGAUCGAUAUCGAUAAUUAUCGAUAUAAUUAUUAUAAUUAUUUAACAUAUAUUUUAAUUGCAGCCCUGGAUGUUUUAUGCUAUUGCUUAAUGACAUACUUUUAAUAAAGAACACACAAGCACUAAAAUCAAAUUCAAACCUUUAUUCAACCACCUUUUUAUUUAUUUUUUUACCACAACUGAAAGUUUUUUAAAAAAGAACUUAAAAAAAAAAAAGAAAUCAACUUAAGUGGCCUGAGUGACGUCAGUAAAUACUGACAAACAUAAAGACUAAAGUGACCAGAAAAUCUGAUAAAUAAAUAUUUAAAUAGUCUUUUGAUGAAAAUAAACAAAACAAACAAAUAUAUAAAUAAACAGAAUAGCUUUAGGUGGGAAUAGCAUACUACCAGUUUUAACUGUGUGGGAAACUGCCCACAGCCUGGUGUCUCCCGGGGUCGGGAGAUUUCUUUUUUUAAUUAUCAUAUGAUUGACUUAAUACGCAAACUGAGCACGAGAAGCAGGACUUAUCCACGCCGGUGUUGUGUCGUAGAAUGCACCCCUGCCGAACGCACCCCCUGCUAGUAGCCAUGAUCCAAAUACUCGCGUAUGAGCUCAUUUUCUUCCACUUUAAGAAGCUAAUGAGUGGACGGGAUGCAGGGGUGCAUUCUACAGCACAACACCGGAACAUAUUUCCUCCGCACCCUUCUCAGCUUUUCAACCCCUGACCCGUUUUCAUGCCUGAAGCGCUGUGUUUGAGAAAUACUUGCGGCCGGGCACUUCAUAUCGCGGGUCGAGAGUGGCUAGAAGCUGGUCGAAGCCAGGCUUUUCAACGGUAGUUAUUGGCAGCAUGUCACUGCAUAGGUGAUGUCCUUAUGCCGCUUGGACGCUUUGUCGUAUUUUGGCAAGAAACGAAGUCCAGUUUGGUCUGCUUCACAUGCUUUGUGCUGGUGCUGGCAGCGGUUCCAGAGGAUUCCUCCUCCGACGACGUGGAGCCGCGGCGCGGCCGACACAGCUCGUACUCCUGCGGGUGCGAUCGGUUUAGAUGGUAGAACAAGUUGGUUGUGUUACCAGACUUGGUUUUUACUAAUUCUCUGCAAAUUUUGCAAACGACCGCUGUUCGCUUUCUGUCAGACUUGUAAAAACCAAAACAUUGCCAUGUUGGUGAACUACUGAAACCUUUUUUCGGGACAAUUUCCUCCGCUUCUCCUUGCUGUAACAUUUUUUCUAAUACACGUGCUGUCUGUUGUGGUUUGAGAGGGGCUGGGCUUGGUGCUGUAGCGUACCUGGGUCUGCGUUUGUGAUUGGUUGGGAGGAAGUAAUGACUGUAGUAAAAGCUACAUGAUAGGCUAUGAUGAAAAAGAAAGGGAAACUGUGUUUUUCUAUCGAACUUUUUAUCGACCCGUUUUUUUUCUAUCGCACCACACGUCUAUCGAUCGAUAUAUAUUGUUAUCGAAUUAUCGUCCAGCACUACGUAAGAUCUGAUCUUACUGUCCUCAAUUUCUCCCACUUUAAUGAAAGCCUUCAACUCGGUCAGCUAGCUGGGUAAUCUGCUGCCUGUUUCAGUGCUCAUUACCCCAGCUGUCAUUCAGAAUCACAUGGCUAAACCAGAAGCCGCCAAGAAGAAUGUCUGGAUGCCAAUAAAUCGCUCUGCUUCCCCACUCACCACCAGCAGCCUUUAUAUUUGAACAAACCUUUCAAUGGAUCUUAUUUGGAUGCAAAGCCUGCGUCAUUACCUGACAAAACAAGCAGCCAGAGGCUUAAGGCUACGGGCCUUUAAUUGAUCCUGUCUGUGAAUGGCAGCCCUUGAUCUGAAGGGACUAGUUUUAGCAGUGUCCUCACUUCUUACAGCCUGUGUGCCUGGAAUAUGACCUUGUCAUUUUGAAGGCCUCUUUGUCUAAUGAGUUUACUGUUCGCGACAACAAAAGCAGUCUCUUAUUUUGUCCUUUUGAUGUUAAACAGCAGCAGAAUAAAUUAGCCAACGCAUUGAUGAAGUCAAAAAGCAGCAGAGUUUGCUUUGAAAUGUGCAAAAUAUAGAAGCUCAAUUUUCUGUCAUUACCAUCACUUCUCAUCUCAACAAUAUCAGAGAGUCUGUUCUCACUCUGUUGCUAAAAAGGAGGAGGGAGUGUGAUGAUAUAAUCAGAUCAGCUGUUCUCGCAGCACUUGCAGUCAGGCUACUCUCAGUUUAUAAUUCCCUACUUGUUGUUAGCACUUUUGAGUAUUUCAUUUUGGAAAUUAGCACAUGCACACACAUACAAGCUCACAAUGAAUGCAGGGUUUCUAAGCUGUGUUGAUCAGGCCUGGGAAUAAACAUCAGGAACAGAGUGGGAUGAAGUCAAACAAAAUAUUGCACCGCAACCCUGAUCAAUAGAAAACACACAAAGAUAUCAGGCUGUUUGUCACAGAAGGGUAUUAUACCAUAUUGCAUUAUUUAUUAGAGAGCUUUUUGGCCCCUCAAUACUUUUUUAAAUAUUUAGUUAUCUGCUGAUAUGGAGACCCGAUUCAGUACUUCUAUUUGCUGAUAUGAUGUAACUUCUCCACUAGAAAACUGGUGAACAUGCAGUACUGUACACUUAAUCUGUAAGCUAUAUGUAUUAUCAAUAAGACUGAUUAUUAUGAUCACACAGAGCCACUUUUUCUAAAUUCUCGUGUCAUGAAAUUUUAUGAUCUGUUUUAUUCUAAAAUAAUGCAAAUUAUGUUUAGGGAAAAAUCAAAAAUGCUCCUUUACUCAAUACAGAAGUUCUUUUCAAUUCAGGACAGUCUGUAUAAUCUCAGAGGUGCUUGCAAAUUUACUGUACAAAAAGCUAAAAAAGGUAUGAAAAGGAGAUGUGUCUCCAUUACUGGAGUUAAAUUCUGGAAUGAUGCCAACACAAAUCUAAAAACGUCAUUCUUUUUUAGUUUUUAAGAAAAUGGUUUGUAGAGCUAUUUUUGAAGCUAAGUGCGAUUAAUUGUCUGUUGUUGUGGUUUCUUUGCUUUUCUGGAGGUCGGUAGUCUAAAAAGUUGACAAUACGAGCUUUUAUAAGCAGUCUGCUUCUGCCUCUGCCUUUUUAGUCAAUAUUCAACACAUAAUUCUUGAUUUAGUGAUUUAGUGUGAAAUGUCAAUAUUGUGAACAGUAUUUGGUGUUGUCAUGACUGAAUAAACAACUACUACUACUACCACUAUGUUCUUUACUGUACAGCUCUUGUAAGGUGGCGUCUGAUAUGUAGUAUUGAGAGGGUAAGAUAAACACCGGAUCCAAAGGCUCUAAAUGAUGUCAAAAACCUCAAACCACAUUUAAAUUCUGCUUCAGAUUAUACCCAGUUCAUAUCAGCUGAUGUAAUCAAGCAGGGUGAGAUGAUCAGCUCUGAUAGCCGAUCCUCAAUCAGUUAAAAAUGCCCGGUCCAACUCUGAGAUCAAGAUCUGGACAUCCUAAUUUUUUGAGUGUUGGUUUUUGAAUUAAAAUCUAAAAUCUUUCAUUAUUUAUUUCCUUCAAAUGUUUCUCACUCAAUAAGACUGCACGCACUCAGAAAUAAGGUUUGAAAUGUACAUGAAUAGUGUCUUAUAUCCUCAUAUAUCUUCAUAAAAACUCUCUUACUUAUAGCACUAUUAUUGUUGAUUGAUUUUAACCCAUUUUUCCCCCUGCUGCAGAUUAUCCUGGCUUUCUGUUGGGUCUACAUCCGUAAAUUUCAAAGUCGCCAGGAGAGUGAAGUUGUUUCUACUAUCACAGCAAUAUGUGCACUGGCCAUUGCUCUGAUAACAUCUGCGCUCCUACCGGUGGAUAUAUUCCUUGUUUCAUUUAUGAAGUAUCCCAAUGGCACCUAUAAGGUAAGUAUCUCUUCAUAUCACACGGCAUCAUUAAAAUCUAUUUGAAAAUGCUAAUUACUUCCCAGAGGCAGCGUUUAACUUUGCUUUUCAAAGAAUUACAUCAACUGGAGGCUUUUUCUGUCCAGUUUAAAAGCUCAAUCCAUUUCUUGGCUCAUUAGCUUUUUGCCAAGUCGUUACAUUUGCUCCAUAUAUUUGACGGUUUAGCAAAGUGUGUACUGAUAUCUGUAUUUGAACUACAGGUAGUCAGCAGCUUUUUGUGGAGUGGGAUUGUAUUUAUUAUUGUUUGGCACCAGUGAGUCAUAGCCACCUUGUUAUGGCUGGACUUAUUACCAACAUAAUCCCUCUAGUUUGAUGAAAGACAUUUUCCUCUUUCGGUGCUCUCUUAAUUGUUAAACCCUGUGAUAUAAACAUUAAAAAAAGGAAAAAAUAGAGGGAUGUUAGCGCUGCUUUCUGAUAGGAAAAGAGCAUCUGAGCACGACUGAAAGUGGUUGAAAUAAUGGCAAUACAGCAACUGACAGAAAUGACCCAAGCGUUUUCCUUUGGAGCUGUUAUGUUAUAAAAACAACAUCCGACUUUGAAUCUUUUUCGCAGCUUUUCACAGCUUUUAUUUUUUCCGUUUGACAUGUUUUGCAGUUAAAUGUAGGAAACGGAAGUUUAUGAUGAUGGACAACAUUCUGAACCCUUGCAUGAAUAAAAAUAGAUUUAGACAAAGGUGUGAUAGCUUUGAAUUUUUCCCCCUCCAGUAUGUCAGAUUCUUGCAUCAUUCUCUUUAACAUCUAAACUCAGUUUAUAAAGCAAGCUAAAUAGAACUGCUGGAGCAUUGUAAUUGCCUUGUAUUCUUAACAGUUUGGCAAGUAUCCUUUCUAGGGUGUUAGAUUCAAAUGUUAAACUGUGUUUUUUUUUAUAUAAAAUUCUUAUUAUUGUACAAUAAUCAAAUAAUUAACAGAUUAGUGAAAUAAACAGAAAAAAACACCAUACUUUCUGUGUUGGUGAUAAUUAUCCUCACUUUAUAGUCUGUCAUCUUACUGAUGCAUGUUCUUCUUGAUCAUUUUACUUGUGUUUUUUCUUUACUGCUGGAUUUAACUCUAACUUUUCUCCUUGGGUUACAUUCAGGAAUGGGCAUCAAACAAUGUGACAAGAGGCCAGAUUGAAGACACUGUGCUGUACGGAUAUUACAGUAAGUGUCUUCUGUUUAUUCCUGUUUAAGAGAGUGUAAAUAAUAAAUCACUGGGUACACAAAAUCUUAACUUGGGAGGAUUUAUAGUCAAAUUGAAUCUCUCUCUUUCUCUGAGCCUUUUUGAGUUGAGCUAAUUUUGAGCUGUCAUGAUAAGAGUGCUUCACCAAACUCUUAUAAUUUCAACCACAGCUCCCCUAUCAAAUUGAUGACAUAGUCAGUUUGUUUCCACAACACCUGGGGCUCGACACACCCACGCAACAAUCCAUGUGGGCUCAGUAGUCAAACAUUGAGAUUUAUAAUGGCUCAUUGUUACACAACAGUAAAAUUCACAACAUAUUCUCAGGCAGCAUCUCGGCACCUUGUUCUGCACAUCCCACCUGCUCUUGAACAGUUUUAUUUAGACUGUCAUACUGAUACCGUUUAUUAAAAAACCCAGGAUAUCAUUAAAUGAUCUGAGAACAGUCGCAGGCUUAAGAAAAUACUAAAUGGGUAAAAAAAAAAAACAUUGCUUUCACUCACCGUGUUCCAACAUUGCAAUUAAAUAUCACUGGCAGCCCCCGUGGAAAUAAUAAAUAUCAAUUCUAAAAGUUAUUUCAAUGGACAGACAGAACCAUUAAUUUUCCGUCAGAUGCAGCAGGCAGAGAUAUCCAACAUUUUUAAGUCUUUCUUGUCAAACUGCCCUCUGUGGAUAUUGAAAUGAAUGGAAUUUGUCAGACAGCAGGCAACACUUAUCAAUGAUAUGUGUCCACCAAAAAUUAAAUUUACCGUUUCAGUUUAGAUUUGCUGAAAUGUUUCUUCUAAAUGUAACUUGUGCUGUCUUUAGAGCACAUUCAAUGUUCCCAUCUUAAACUGAUACUGAUGAACACAAAGUACUAGGAUUUGUCUGAACCUUAUAUAAACCUCACUGAAACAUUAAUGUCUGUGUUUUUCUGAUGGGUCAUGAUCAUUAUAUUCAUUACAUUUUCUUCGACUGGUCGCUGUGUUAAGAUCUUGCUUUUGCUGCCCUGAGAUAUUGCCCUUAUGCAUUAUAAAUACUGCAAAUGUUAAUACAUAACAUGUAAGUGGGUUUUAACAUAACCUUGCAUUUCAGUGCAUGUAUGAUGUACACUUGCGUCAUGGAACAGUGUUUUUAUGUGUCAAAAUUUUUUUUUUUUUUUUUGGUUUGUUUUUUGCUGGACCUUUGCUGAAUCGCAGCAAUGACUUAUUUUCCCAAAGAGAAAACUUAGGAGGCUGUGGAAAUGUCAAUAAUUUGAUUUGAUGGUUUGCAAAUUAUUCAAACCCUACUAUCCUAUUACUUGAAAAAUUGUGCUGUUCUGUUCAGGGUCAACAAAACAUUGGAAAUAGUUCAGUAAUGCAAAACAAACAAACAAAAAAACCUUUAAACUAAUUUGGUUUGCAAAGGACAUCCAAAAACCAUUGUCAGUGAACACAUAUUACUUCUGCGCCCACAAAUGGAGAUUAAAACUUGACCAUGAAAAAAGGAAACUAUGAUCCAGUCAUACAGGCUGCUUUUCUGGACCUGUUAAAGAUGGACAAAGAUAAUAGUCCAAAUGCAGGUUUUGGAGUAUGCGGCCAUUUAGACAAUGCCUAGUGUAUUUCAGCAAAACAAAGUCAAACUACCUUUUGUAUGAAUUACAACAACCCCAAACUUUAAGCAGCAGACAUCCUGCAUUAGGCGAAUUUCAUUUUCAAAACUCCAGAAAUUUCAAACAAUGUCAAACAGUUAACCUCAGUCCUGUUUUUAACUUUUGCUGGCAUCAAAAUUUAAAAUAAGAAUUUUUCAUCAAACAGAAUUUUCCAGGUUCAACAUUUGAUAUAUUUUUGCACUAUUUUCAAUUAAAUUGAGGAUUUAAACUAUUUGCAGACCAUCAGAUUCUGUUUCAUUUUUACACGUUAUAACUCUCAAAGUUAAGGCUGUGAAACUGGAUCAUCAAAGUGGGGUUGAGAGUAGUUAAAAUACUCUUCCUUUGAUUUCAUUGUUGGUCUAAUGUUUGUUGAUCACUGACUCAGAGAGGAGUCAGUGCUGAGGGUUUAUUUGUUCCCUUUACAGGUUUAACUUUUUUGUGAUGCAGAAGCCUGUACAGACUUUUAAAAAUUUUGUCCUGCUCUCCUAUUAGUUUUUGAAUGACAGCUUUAUCAUUUUUAUUGGUUUCUGAAAUAAGUUGGUCUUGUGUAAUUCCAGCAUAUCUCAGUCUGGCUGUAACCUGAGUUGAAGUCUAAUUAGGGUGUAUGAAAACACCUGAGUGUGGAGAGCAAAAGUUUUGCAUGCAGACCAUAAGUUCUGCACAAAGGACUGUUUGGUGAUUGGCAGAUGAGUUUUCAAGAACCUGUUCUCAUCCCAACAUAGGAUAGAAAAUGGAUUAUUUCAGAGGCAUUGUAUUUUGUUGUUGACUGAACUAGGUCUGAGUGAUUUGUGCGCUGGCUUUACAGGUGCAGAAGUUUACUCUCUUAUGUCCCCCACCUUCAGUCAAGUUGAAAAUCGCUCAGCUGUCGACUUCUGUUGAGUGUUCCAGCUGUUGUUUUAUAAUUCUGAGUGUAGAAGUGGGCUGACUCAACAAACCGGCUCGCCAAAGUUGAUCUAACACACACUGAAAAAAGAGAUUUUGUUAAUUUAUCAUUCUUUAUUCUCUUCAAUGCCUGUACUGCUUUUGUAAAAAACAAAGGUCUGUUUCCAUCUGAGCAGUCAUUCAAUUGUUUCUUUCCUUUAUUUCACUCUAAAAACAAAGCAACAAGCAUCACACAGUGUAAAUAUAAAUGUCUGUUUGAUGUGGUUUCUAUGAAGCGGUUGUCACAGUGAGCUUUUAGUGAGAUUGUAACAUUUCACUCUCAAGUCUUUUUGGAUUUGACUUUGGCACAGUCUUGUUUCAUUCUGUUGUUCGGAGGAGGGCAGGUCCAGUCCCCAAGGAUCACUCCAUAAUUCUAGUUUUGUGCAUGGUUGCAUUUCAUGAAGACAGUAUCCAGGCUGUUUGUCUGAUAAAUUGCCAACCCAAAGCUAUUAGUGCCACUGAAAUAUCUCGUUGAUUGUCAUAUUAGGCGAUAACACGAGUUUGUUGUCUUUGACGAUAGCAAAUUCAGUCAUAGCAGAGACACUAGAUCACACGUUUUCUAACAGAUGCUGGCUUAAAGUGCCUGUCAGCAACACUGUUAUGUACCGUCUGUUCAGAAAUGCCAAAUGCAAGGAAGACAAGCUGUCUCCUUUCCCAGACAGCCCAAUCAAAGAAACCUCCUCCACUGGUGAUGUGACAUCAGAAAAUUGCCUUUCAUGGACCAAGAACUCUGCAAGUGUAUCCAGCAUUCAAGGGGACAAAGUUUAUUUUACUCCAGACUAACAACGAACGAGUCUACCUUUUGAAGUGCCUGUACCAAUACUGAUAAUUGAUAUCAAUACUGGAGCUGAUACCAGUAUAACAUAAACAACCUCGACUGAGAAUUAGGUUUUUAAACUUUGUGAAGCCAAAUGACGUAGAUAAACCUUUUUAUUCCAUGUGACUGUUAUUACUUAUCAAUGAAAUUAUGAUUGUGUACCUACAGUUUUAUAAGCAAAUCAUCAAAUAAGAGAAUAUUGCUGGUUUUAAUGGACAACAAGAAGAAAAAAGCAAAGCAAAUAGAGAAGCAACAACUUGCAGUCAUUCAGCUGGAGUUGUCAGGUUUAAGGAAACAGGUCUGGGACACUACUUUUUCAAAGAUGCCACUUUGAAACCAUACCCAUAGAUAUCGCCUCUUUCUCCUCAAAUGAUGCUUGUCAGUCUAGUUAGUCUCCGACCAGGAACGAUCAAAUUAGCUUGAUGCUUUGCAAGAUUAGUUUUCCAUGUAGUAAAUUGUACAAACCUAGGGGUGGGAGAAAAAAAUUGAUACAGCAUACUAUCACAAUAUUUUGUCUGGUGAUAUAUCGUAUCGCCUCGUUUACCAAGUAUUGUUUUUUCAAAUUGAUUGCUAAUAUUAAGUCAAAUCUACGAUAAUGGAAAAAUAAAAUAAACUUUGUCCUGUGAGGUUGGCAGAGGUGACAUCAUAGAGCAGUGUGCAACAAAUAUAUAUAUAAGGUUUGUGAGAUGUGCUACAUGAAAAUGAAAUACAUCGUAAUUAAGACAAACAUAAAGGAAAGCCAAACGCUAAAUUAGCUUAACAAUUGAAAAAAUCUAAUAAAUUGCAAUAUAUUGUAUUGCAAUACUCUCUGUAUUGCAAAAUGUAAAAAAUUGCAAUAAUGUCGUAUCGUGGCCCAAGUAUCGUGAUAAUAUUGUAUCCUGGGGCCACUGUAUCGUAUGUAUUGGUGAUGUAGCUACAUGCAUGGUAGUUGUAAACAUAGAGACGCAUAGAAUCAGAUUAAAUAGAUCCGUCCUAAUGGAUUCUCUGUUACUGAAACUCUGUCUAGCUCUUUCAGUCAGUAUCUGUUAUGAGCAUUAGAUUGGCACAUCCCUACUCCACACCCACAAGUAUGAUUUCAUUCACUGCAUUGAUUCCCUUUUUUAAUGACCCAUGGUUUGGAAUAUGGACCUCAUUAAACAGGACCUUAGAAAAAUAAUAACCCUGCAAGUCUAAUCAUGAAUGCAGGCUGUGUCCUGUCACUUUUCAUUAUCAAGCCAAACUGCCUUGAAAACAUGAUGAUGGGGCAACAUCGACACUCAAGAAAUAUGUCACACAGCAAAGUCAAAGUACAAAGUUGAUGUAGAAAUUGACUGAAAAUGUUACAGAGACCCUUUUAUUGGAAAAAGCCUCUGAUUGUGAAUGCAGCACCUCAUUUUCUGCAAGUCAUGCUCUGCCCUUUUCUGUCUUAUUCCCCUCUCAAUAACUUGAAUUUCAUUGUGCGUUAACGAGGCAUUAUAACACAAAUGUACCAUUCACAGAACUGAGGGGAUUCAGUGUUUCACAUGUUAGCUCCCUUAUCCAGCUAAGAAAUCGCAGACAUCUGAAGAAUCUGCUCUCGAGGAGUUAUGGUAGAGCUUAUUGAGAGGCUUGAAUGAUUUUGCCUCUUGCCUCGAGCAUGUGUGUGUGUGAUCAUAGCUCUGGGAGUGUGCGGUGCAGAAUGAUCAGCUUACAAAUUUGUUGUGGGCAUGUAACCUUUGGCUGUUGAUAAGGAAGUUUGAGUGCUUAAUAUGCUGCCUGGCACACAGAAAUCACGGCCUUGCGGCUGUGAUUGAUAUUGUGCUCAGUUCCUCAGGUGCAGGAUGUUUUUUUGGGUGAAAAUAGAGAAGAUUAAGAACCCCAAAUGCAUUCCAGUUUUAUAGGUACCAGCUUCGAAUGACCCAUCACUAAGCGCAGAAUGGGUUUCUCAGGUCUUUGCAUUUAUUGUUAUGAUAGGUUUUGAAGUAGCGUUUAAGUGCAGGAAUUCAUCUUUUAGACUGUAGGUUUUUAUUUUAGUGAUGCAUCGAGGAUUUUUACAGGUUUGAUCCAGAUCAGAUGCCUUGCCUUUUGCAAGUUAAAUACUUAAGAGAAGAGCGUUGUAGGACAGUGCUGCACUCAAGAUUGUUUUUUGAAAAUCAAAUGGGAUUCAUGAUGAUGAUCCGCGCAGUGAAUGGAUGUUUGUGAAGAUGACAGUAUAAAAGGACUGUGUACAGAGGCAGAGUAGAGUCAUACUUUGCUAUGUGCUCAUUUUAAAAAUACACUAAAUCUAAUUUUAGCUGCUUAUCGUCUCACUGUGCUGCUGUUUUGUUAUUUAUAUAGGACUGAAGGCUUUUUCCCCUGCAUUUUCAGGGCCUUCGGGUUUUUGUUUGCCAGUAGGUGGAGACCAAGCUCCAUGUGUGUUGUGUUCACACUGUGCUUACAGAUAAAACCUUGCAUUAAAGUUGUAUUUACUCUAAUGCCAUAUCUGACAGCACUGUCCCCUUGUCUCCUCACAAACUGAAUAAUUACAGGCUUGAUGUAAAGAUUUCUUGUUUCUUCACUUGAGCUUUUCUGGAUGGUAGAUUGAUUUGUAUUCAGGGGUGAUCACAGUUAAUAAACAUGUGUAUGUCCAGUGAUUUUCGAGAACCCUCUCUAGUAUUUGCUGGAUGUUUGAAAUGAUUUAAUUGCCUUGAAGAGCUGUCACGCAUCACCAGAAAUAUAAAGGUUUCACCCCGUGUUUAUUCAAACCCAUGUUUGACAUUGUGAAUAUUUCUGCAGCUGUUUUGAUUGAUUGAGUAAAAAAGAUGUAAAGAAAAGGCAAAGUGGUUGAUUGUACAGUUGCAGGCAGGCAUUAAAAACACAUAGAAAACAAAAAAAAAAGAACUACAAAAAAAAACUGAAUACAACUCAUUCUUACCUUUUUACUAUUAAUUAGUAAUAGUGUAUUAUUUAGAUGUAUUUUUGAUAUAUAUCCACACUGUUACUUAUUUGUUUGACUUGUUCUUAGUUAUAUUAACUUCAUAUAUUUGUCUAACAGCAGGAUUUAAACUUAAAACAAAAUAGUCAUCUUAACUAGGAAUGCAUGUUAUUGGAUUUUUGCAUUAAAAAGAUGUUUUUAAGCUUUUAUCUGCUGACCAAUAUAAUGUUGAUAAAAACAGAGCUGCAUCUUGGCUCUUCUCUUACCAAGCCAUAAUGUUGUAAAUAGGGCUGUCACAAUAUGAUAUUGAUAUCGGUUAUCAGAUAUCGGUCCGAUAUAGGCCAAAAAACAAAUAUCCGAUUAUAUCGGCCUGCAUCUAAAAUCUCCGGUAUUAGCACUCCGAUACAAGCAGUCCAUUCCGGACUCCAAUCUAGCAACUCUAGCUAGCAGCGCUUGGAUCCAGCAUGCAGAACAUACGUGAUCACAACAACAGUGUGUACAAAGGUACUAACAAAGUAGCAAAGAGAAGGAGUGAUGUCGGCUGUGUGGCAGCAUUUUUCGUUAAAGUCCGAAAAAGAAGUUGCAACUGAGUGCAAAACUUGUCUUGUGCAAGUUUGUGCCAAUAUCGGCCGAUGCUGAAGGCUAUAAUAUCGGUAUCGUAUUGGAAGUAAAAAAGUUGUAUCGGGACACUCCUAAUUGUAAUACAUGCAAAAUAUAGUUUCUAUUCUUUUUUAUAAUCUACACCUAUUUUGAGUACAAUAAAGGUCAACAAAGCUGUAGAAUUACCUGGUGGAGUCUUAGAAGAGCUGACGCCUUUGCGUUGUAAUUAUAACAAACCUGCACAUUGCUGUUAUCAUUAAUAUGCGCGUGUUGUAUUUUAAUUGAUUCAUUAGGUUGAUUGAGUCUAUGAAGUCAAACAGCAUCAGUGGGGGUUAGUAACAUUAUCACACUGAAUGGUUUGUUUACAUCUGUGCGGUUGUGUUUUUGAGGCGUUAUGUCUGGUGUCAAGUUGUGCUGUUUGUCAGAAUCUUUGUCUCAUGAUAGCUACAGUAAACAAAGGCAGUACCAUGAGUAGGUGAAGUAAAUACAUCUCAGUUAUGUAACAUCUCCAACAUUUAUUUGCAUGAACAUGGGACCAACAUGUCAUAGGUGAGUGUAAAUUGUGUUGGAGGCAAUAAUCAGCUGUUUUUGUGCAGUUUCUGCACAAUUGUGUGUAGCUUAUAAGAUGUAUCGUCAACUUGACAGUGGAGGAUGCAGGAUGUAACUCAGACUCCCACUUCCUUUUAGAGCCCAAAUAGCUUUUUGUGAUCUUCCACGAACCCUCAGUUUGAAAGCCUGGCCUUUCAAUCUUCAGCCUCUGUCCAUUUAUACAUUUCCUCGGACGGCUCAGUACUUCAAAGCAGUGGUGCAUAAGGCCCUUAAGCAACAGGGCAAAAUACCCCUAGGCCCUUUGAAUAAAUCAUUGGCCUUCUCUGUGCCAUUUUUAUCGCCAUUUGUAGAGAAGAAGCUAGAGAGGAUGUAACCUUCUUGUAAAUACACUGCAACUACUUUUGUUGUGUCUGUGAUUCUUGUCCAGCUACAUGUGCUCAGUGAAUUUUAUUGGAAAGUGGUAGCCUAGUGCUUCUUUUAAGAGCAUUCAGUAAAAACCUUGACAAAUUGCUGUUUUAUUUUGGGGGACAGCUCUGUGUGCUACUAAGAGGCAUUCAGUGAUAAGAGCAUUGACCAGUGUGCAUAAGGAACAAAAGGCACUUUUUUCCCCCUCAGUGUGCAAAACCAAAACCCAUGCCUCAUCGCUUCUGCCUUUGUUAAACUCUAAAUUUUAUAAAAAGAGGUUCUGGCUUUUGAAAUUUUGAGCCAGAAGUUACUCCCCAGUGGUAAAAGCUUCUCUCAAAAGAAAAUACAUGAACACUGGAGCUAAUCCUGAAUUUACUGAGACGAAGCUGCAUGGUGACAAAGAAGACCGUGUGUCUGCUGUGACAUUUUUCUUGAUUACAAACAAGGUUAUAAAAGUCAUCUCAUUAAAGGUGAAUUUACCAAAAGGUGCAUUUUAGGGUCACAACAUUCACUUUGGAAACAAAGUUACUGCUACUUAUAUUUCUCAAUAACUUUUAAAUAUUAGUACCUCAAAAAUCUUUGGCAAUUUCUUUUUUAAAACAAGUAUAAGACUGAUUUUUUCUAGUUAAUCCUGAUUCUGAUGUGUAGGGAUGUAUUACUUAAAUGAAUAUAUAACUUUAAAUAGUCACCAAUGGGAUACAGUAAUCAGGGGAAACAGUCAUUAGUAUGCUGGAAAAUAUUAAAACUGUGUAAUGUCACAACACUCUGUCUUUAUUUCUUACUCUAUAUUAUACCACUUUGUCCAGUGUUCAGCUCUAAGUUUAGGCUUAAUGAAGGAUUGCUAUUUCAGACCAAGCUAGGUAUGAACACGAGGUUGACCGUUCUUGUUUUUUUUUCAGGGCUAUUACUGACUACUUAAAGUUCAUCAGACCAAUAACUCGUGUUGGGGAACUGAUGACCAUUUAGAGUAAAAACAACAAAAUCUUCCUGUCAAAAUUUAGACUUCGAAGGCCUACGAACCCCAACAUUUCACUUUGUUUGAAUGCACCUUGGCAAUCUUUGAUAAAAACUGGAACUUUGAACAUCAUAAACAUGAGUUGAGUUCACAACCAACAUUAAAGUUAUGUAGCACAGGUGUGUGACAUCUAGCCAAUCAGAUAGUGUUGUGGACGGGACAUUAGUUAGGGUAGGGAGUGCAAACUGUUAACUGAUUAAUUUUUUGGCCUUCUACAAAAUAAAAUGCCACUAGAGAUAUCGUCCUCGACAGUCGGCUAAGGUCUAUCCCCAGUUUGCACGUCAAACUGUGUUUGCUCUGUGUUUCACAAGCCCGAGUCCUUAUCCUCCAGAGUCCAGGUCAAGCCACAAAGCCUAAGAAAUAAGGACUAGAGUGGAAAUAAGGUCUGAAGGUCUUUGGACACUGAGUCUGUUUUAUUUUUCUGAAAUUGUUGUAUGUUUAUAAAGAAAAUCAACAUCAUUGUGACAAUCAUGUUCACACACUGACCUUGAAACUUUGGUCUAUAAGUAUUUUUCCAGAGCAAAUUCAAUUUUGGGCAGGUUUUUUUUUUUUUUUUGCUGUUGUUGUUUUUUGCAAUCAUUGCACCGUUGAUGUUUUUUGAAUAUCUACAGAUCAGGGUGUCUUUGCACAGUUUUUCAAUGACACCUAUUUAAGUGGAAGUGAUAAUUCUGCAGCUUCUCAGCAGAUGAAACUUUUCUUACUCCCCUCUUUUCACCAGAACCGGAUGAACCCAGUGUUUUCUUGUCCUUCACUUACGAGUCAAAGAACUGAAAAUUCUCUUUAGCCUCUUGAUGACAUGACACUGAUGAUGUUUUUUUUCCACUGCGAAUUUUCACAUCAAAUAGAAACUUGGUGUGCAGAGACCUUGAGUGUUAGAACUGUAUACAGCACUGACCAUCAGUCUUUGAUGAAUCAAACCUUAUUUCAUUCAGAUACUGUGAGCCAAGUCCAGCCUUUUACUGGCAAUAAUGUUAAUAAACGUGAAUAUGCUCAUAAAUGAGUAAAUGUGUGCAAAGAUAAUUACUGAAGGUAAUUUACUUACUUUCCUCUAUCAAACAAGCUGCAUCAUGUGAAAUUUACACAUUAUUAAUUACAGAUAACUCUCUAUAUUUAACACUUAUCCAGUCAUACUUUAACAUCAGUAAUUAUAAAACCAUCUUUUGAGUUCAAUAAGUUCACUUGCUUGUUAAAGCAGAACUGUGAUGCUGCCUUCAUAAUAAAGGAGCUGAAAAAAAGCGAUAGAGUUAAAUAUAAUACAUCAACUCUCCCACUGUCGCUUGAAAUCCAUCAUAUGCUAUGUUGAUUAUUGUUUCAUUGACAGUUCCUCUUCCAGAAGGCUAAAAAUAACCUCUCUAUGUCUAGCUGUUGACAAAUAAUGCAUAAAUGUCAUCACUUCAUGAUGAACGUCCCCAUUACUGCACAAAGCCCCAAUAAGAGGAUUUGGAGGAUGGAAACAAACUCAGAAAAAUGAAGACACUUUCUCUCCUGAUAUGAAUUCAUUUUCACAUUACUGUAUUUAAAGAGUCCUUCAAUUUACCCAGAGAGAAGAGCAUUUAGUUUCUGCAUCAUAAACAGCAUAUUGUGAAUAAAAACAACAACAAUAUAACCCGCUCUGCAUACUUUGGAAAACUGUAUUUAAACAGCAGCAAGUUCCUGCACAAAAUUAAUUAAUAAUUCUCGUCUUUGCAUCCAUGUUCAACCCCGUAAUGCUCCUCAAAGAACAAGUGAGAAAUGUUUGCUGAGCAUGGAUGUAAGCGGUGCAGAUCUUGAACAGACAUAUUGUUGACUUACAGUGUAAAAACUGCAUCCACUAAGCUUUUACUCGUUCUGUAUCUGCCGUCAGGUGGCAUGGUGCCUCAUGUUUAACAAAACAAAACAAAAGACAUUUGUAUUCCAUGAACUUUUCUCCUGGGGAGGUUUUGCUCAGCGAAGCUACAGAUGUCAAUGUUUAACACACACACCGGUCUUCUGGAUCAAGAACCAUUUUAAUAAUUUGGUACAAAAAGAUGUUCUUUCUCUUAAGAAGUUCUUCCAUAUCAGCUCACUAUUCAUGUCUUUCAAAGCCACUCUUUGAAAUUGAUGUUCCCCACUUCCUGCGACAAAGGGACAAGGAGCCCUGUGGAGUCCAUUUGUCCUACUUGAAUUUUUUUUUCUAACCCCAAAACCUCACUAUGGAUGUGUGAAAUGAAAUAAAAUGGUAGAGAAUGACUGCAGGCUUCCUCCCUUUGUAACUAGGUUAGAUGCAUUAGCAUAUUACAUAUGUGUUUCCUGUAAGAUCAGAGCAUGCUUCAAACUCUGGUGAUGGCAAAUGAAACCAGAGUAGGUGUGCAAAAAUCUGCAGUUCCUGAAGUGUCCACUUGAGGCUCUACAAGCCACAGAAACUCAUUUAGAGGACAUAAAUAAAUGCUCAUUUUUUACAGUAAAAUUAAACUUUCUGGUUUCAUACCUCAAUGGAGCUAAAUAGUGCAGCAUACACUCAACCUCAAGCAGGAUGUUGACAUGGAUAAAACCUCAAGUACACUUAGUCUUGGACAUUUUUUUGUUUUAAAGGGUAAAAUACAACAACACUCAAAGUAAGUGCACUCUUGCUAAAGAACAAUAGGCUCAUCGAGUCCGUUUAUUUUGUUUCUGAAGCAGCAUUCAGAGUGUAACCACUCAUUUUAGUCAUAAAUAUCUGGUACUUAAAUCAUUAAUAAAUACCUCAAGUUAAGAAUUUUUUAAUUAAAAGGUAAUGAGUCUUUUUUAUGCUUCACAUCAGAGUCCCCUUUGAGUCAAAAACUGCACAAGACUUAAAGAAUACCUUAAAAAAGCUAACAACAGCCAGCCCUUAAGGCUUCAUAAGCUUACUAAGAUCUCUGCAAACAUCUGUUUACCCACCGCAUCCAGUCGCAACAGAGCAACAAAAGCAUCAUGCCCUUCAUACUACCUGCCAACUUUUACUCUUAUUUUCUCUAGUUUUUUUCAUCCCCAGGUUUGUCCUCCCCUCCCUGAAUCUGGUGCCACUUUUUCCCUGAUGUUUACAGGAUAUGAAAGUGCAAGCUCAAAGUGUCAUAGCUUUCAGCGAGUGUCGCUUCAGACAGGUAUUUUCAUCCGUCCCUCGAGUCUUUUGUCAGACAGUGAGUUCCUGCAAGAAAUCUCUUCUGGCAUUUAGUUUUCACAUAAAUUAUAUUACAGUUUGCCCGUCUAUGAGGCGGGCACAGGAGUCCAGGUGCUCGUGCCCUUGUGAUCUGCAGUGAGGUGAGGACAGAGGUUGGAUGUUUUCAUUAUGCCAUACAUGCUUCAGGGAGUCAAACAGCUUGGAUUGAUAGUCACUAAUGGUUAUAAUCAUCAAACAUGGCCAAAAUAAUUAUAACAACAUAAUGAGGUAGAACUAUUGCUUGUGUUGAUGUCCUGCCAUUGUUUUCCCAGCUGACAUCCAUUUGUGGACCAGGGUUUUCCAGCCGCUUCUCCCAUCAAUUCUCCAAAAUAUUUUAAUCAUAGAGCCUCCCCCCAUGAGGACACUGGAGUAUCUUCUCUAUAAUGAAGACCGCAGCUAUUUGAAGGGUUAAGGAAGGACUUUUAAUUAUUUAGCCCUCUCCUUUCUGUCAGAGGGAUAAAUGUGCAAACUUUUAUCCCUGGUCGGUCGGACAUUCUUCCCAGAAGAAGAUCUGCUUAGAGAGUAAUGGAUGCUCCAUGGUAAUGCAGAAUGACCUAUUCUCUCAGCACGUUAAUAUUCAUGGUGUUAUGAUUAAUUUUACCCAUUUCUUAAACCCACAGGCAUAUGCCAGUGGCUGCAUACUGUGCACGCUUUGCAUUUAUUGGCUGCUGGCAUCAUCUUAAACUCAGUUUGUCUGCCUGUAAAUGAGUGUAAAUGGAUACCUUAGUGGAGCAAUGAGCAUGUGUUUAUUGAAAGUAAUGCCCUGUCACUAUCACAGCUGGCAAAAAGCACACUAUAGCAGUGACAUUCAUUCGUCUGCAGACCAGAGAGCCUUUUCCUGAAAUAUAGUCCAUUUCACAGGGGGUUGGGGGGCGUGUGCCUCCCUCAGGCUAUGCAUCCUUGACUGAUAUGGAACAUUUGCUCUACACAUGAGCACUGCUGCUGCAACGUGGUACUGUCUAGUGUUAUGGAUUAAAUGUUAAUCAGGAGCAGGUUUUCAAUUUAUUUUUGAAGCGUUGUUGAUCACUAUAAUGGCACUGCUUUAGGCAUGUAUUUAGAUGUGGUUUCUCGCCCUUAAUCCAUCAAUGAUUUUCAAUCUAUGUUUCCGUUUUGUCUGACUUUGCAUUAAGGCUUGAGUAAAUAGAAAAGCGUCGCCAUCAGAAACAGUCGCAUUUUGGUCGCUGCUGCUCUAGUUCCUGCACAUUUUUUUUAAGCUGGGAUAGAAAUGCAACCUGUGAUAGAUACUCACAUUAUCGCCUCAAGGAAGUAUUGAGCUUUGUCAACCCUGUAGCUGAGCACAUCUUUGUGACAUGCUUUUUUCUCUGAGUUAUUUUGGGGCUGUCUUCAACGACAUCCAUUUUCUGGAAACAGAGAAGCCCCCCUGCUUGAAAUAGCAUCUCUCUCUAUUUAAGUGUUUUUGCCUCACCUCUACUCUAUGAAUUUCUAAUGCAUCCCAGUGUUGCUCCUUUCUCUUAAAAAAUGCCUGUACAGGAAAAACCAAAUAAAUACCAAAGUCUUGGAUCAGGGAACAGUUAGCUCUGUCACCAAAGACAGGUGAUGCUCUUUCACUUUAUUCAGAAGGUUCAGGACUUAGUUUAUUCAGUCGUUUUCAGGUGCAGGAGAAUUUCUUUCUUUCAGAGCGAAUGACCUGGUUUGUGACUCUGGUCUACAGCACUGUUACACACUAAAUAAAUGUAUUUGUUAUUGAACACUCAAGAUGAAAAUAAAAGUGAAAGCACAUUAGUCUUAGCUCACUCAAAAACAAGUAUUUUUCACAAAAGCUAUAACUGUUAGCAGUUGUGCAUUUCUUGUUUUUUGGGCACUUGUGUUCCCAAAAUGAAUCAUAUAGCUCAAAAAUGUUAACAAAAACAGAUCUCAGUGGUUUGAACUCCACUAUUUAAUUGAAACCAAUCCAAGGACAGCAUAUCAAAUGUUGAAUCUGAGAGGCAACACCUGAAAUACUGAAAAACUGUCUAGACCAGGCAUCUCCAAACUAUUCCACAAAGGGCCGGUGUGGCUGCAGGUUUUUCCUCCAACCAAGCAGCAGCACACCAGACUUGAUUCAUUUCAUUAACUGAUCUCAGUCUUCAGACAGUCUUCAGUCUUCAGACUGCGUGCUCUUGAUUGGUUGGAAGAUAAACCUGCAGCCACACCGGCCCUUUGUGGAAUAGUUUGGAGAUGCCUGGUCUAGAGUAUUUCAUUCUGCAUUAUUGGAGCCUUCCCAGGUGUGUAGGCCACCCAUACAUUCAGUCAUUUAAUGUAUCCUCAUACCAUCACAGAUACUGGCUUUUUAACUGUCCACAAAUAAACACUUAAGAGUGACUAAGCAGCAUCUGUGAUUUCCAAAAAUGUCAAAUUUUGAUUUGUCAGACUACAAGACUGUUUCCUUUCCAUCUUUAAUCGGCUCAGAGAAGUUUUAAGCCUUUCAGGAUCAUGUCUGAGUAUGGUUUCCAUUUUGCAUGGUGCAGUUUCAGUCUACACUUGUGAAUGUAGGAAGUGAUUUUAAGCCCUUGCAGGGAUUUCCCCCACAGAGCCAUGUAGGUUUUUAAUGUAGUGCCGCCUGAAGGCCUGAAGGUCAAUGCUGUCCAGUCACGGCUCUUGAUCUGGACCCUUCAGGAUUUUCUGCAUCUUUUAAUGAAUUCAUAAACUGAAGUCUGAAAUUCUCAGUGAUUACACCAAGGAACAUUAUUCUAAAAUUGCUGUCUCUCACAGAGUAGUAAAUUUCUUCCUGUCUCUACACCUGAGAUGCACGUGACGUUACUUUCCAGUAAUUACAAACAUUUUACAGAGAACCUGUUUUAUUGAACUUGGGGUUAGUACUAUUAAAAAUACAUCAGUAAGAAGAAAAAUUAUGUCCUAUCAAGGGAUCUGGACAUUGUCUUGCACUCUCACUCUUCUUUUGAAAUUAUGUUUAGACAAGUCCACAUAGAGAAGCAGUAAAAAAUGAAAAUAUGAAAAUAUUACCGGCUUAAUGAGGAGCUCUUUGUCUCUCCUGUUUUAUAUUAUCUCUUCUCAUAACACCACAAAGUGCUUCGCUUAACAAACCAGUUCAGCAAGUUUUGAAUUCAUACAUGUAAAGCUAUGCAAAGUGGCCCCUCAUUGCUUAAUGGGCCUCUCAUGAAAUAAUUAGCUUCAUUUUUCAAAACAUGUCAUAUUUGUACUACCUGCUGGGCCCAAAUGUCCACCAUACAACCCACGAGUCCUCAGUGUUAAGCUCCUCCUGAUGAAAACCAGCCCACAAACCGGCUUCAACACAAAGAGAGCUGUUAGUCUGAAAUGAUUAGAAACAUUGCUCCUCAAAUGCAGGGCCCUGUGGUCGGAUAUGCCACUGUUGUAAAAGAUGAGUAAUCUGGAUCAUCACACUGUGCGCACAGACCAGCUGUUUGUGUAGGAAAGUGGAGCACAAAACUCAAAGCAAUUAAAACAAUGAGCAAGAAAAGAAGUAAAUAUCUCUUCAGUCAGCCUUGACAGACGUCUGAACAUCACCUGAAGUGCUUCCAUGUCUUGGGACCUCAUUGUGCCCAAAAAUUGGAUUGUUUUGUGGUUUGUUAAAAACUCUUUUUUUAUUUAUCAACCUGGGUAUCCACUUCACUCCAGGGCUGAUAAGAAUUUCAAGGAUAGUAUGUUUUUUCAGUUGUGUUUUUAUGCACCACAAACAUCACUUUUAAAACAUAGAAGCUGAAUGUUUUUGUGUUCAAGGGUAGAUGAUUGUUUUCACCUAAUGUCAUAAGAAAAAGUCGUAGUCAGUGAAUGCCACUUUCUGUGAAAGAGUAUAAAUCACGAAGUGAUUAAACAUGAGUGAAGAAGGACCGUUUUUUGUUAUGCACUUUAAGGGAAAGUGCAUAGCAAUUUUGAGAAUAAAGUGGGUAAUUUAAGAAAAAAGCUGAACUUCAAAGUCAAGGGUGUAAAUUUGGUAUUUUGGAAAAAAAAAUCAAUUUUCAGAAAAAAAGUUUAAAAGUCAAGAAAAAGUGGUGACUCAGUUUAAAAUCAAUGUUUUUCAUGGAGAAAUCAAAGAAAUAUAGUUUUGAUAAAAAAAAAAAAUCUAUGGCUUCCAAGUGGUGACAGACUCUAUAAAACGUUCUGCAUCAGAGCUGUCGAUGCAUGUUUUUUUUUUACUCACCUGUACUGCAUUGUUCAUUGCUGUUUUGAAAUCAGAGUUUAGGAACCCUUUUUUUUAGGGUUAGGGACAGGCCUUUGAUUGUAGCCAGUCUAAGACACACCUGUGCAAUAAUCAUGCUGUCUAAUCAACCUCUUGAUAUGACACACCUGUGAGGUGAAUGGAUUAUCUCAGCAAAGGAGAAGUGUUCACUAACACAGACUUACACAAAUUUGUCAACACGAUUUGAGAGAAAUAGGUCUUUGUGUACAUAGGAAAAGUCUUACAUCUUUGAGUUCAGCUCAUGAAAAAUGAGAGCAAAAACAAAAGUGUUGCGUUUAUAUUUUUGGUCAGUGUAAGAAGAGGGCAGGGUUAAUUUCAACAGUGCUGCCAUGUAUUCUGAUCAUACAUUGACUUUUAACUAUGAGAAACCAAUACAAAAGCAGGCAAGAGCAAGUGUGUGUGAAGGAGCAUUUCGAUCUGGAAGUCUGACGUCAACAUUCAACAUUUGUGACUUUACUUUCAGUCUAAAACAAUGAAUUUAGUCCAUUUGUUUUCCUCCAAGAUAUUGAAUUUCAAAUUUAUAGUCAACACAAAGUUUAUUGACUUUUGUCUCAAAAUACAUUAUAAAAACUUAUCUUCCUCAUUUAACUAUUUUUUUCACAACUUGGCUCUUUUUUUACUCUGAAACAUAUUUUAAAUCCAAAACUAAAUUGUUUGCCCAGUUAAUGCCACUUAAACAGUGUUUUUCAGCACAUGUUAAGCAGAUGUAUGCAUGUUGUCAAGUCACAAAAAAGACUACUAGGAAAGAGAGGAGCACAGUGCUGUUUGAUGGGGUUUAAAGUCUAAUUUUAUUCUGUGAAGUAGAUCUUAAAUGUGUUGGAUUCGUCACAAACAUUUAUCUACAGAAGCCUAAAAGUUAUUUUGAUAUCAGUGUUUCUUGAUAAAUUAGUAAGUGAUCUCUGCCCCAGAUUUGCUCCACUGAAGUUUUCCAGGAAUGGGGUCAUGCUGUCUCAAAGUUUUCUUAAAAUCACACAGUACCAUCCAGCUCUGCUGAAGAGACAAAAACAGAGACUAUUUAGAGGUUGUUUAUUUGAACAACUGUUGACUCAUUUAGCUGUUCAAGGGAACAAUGAAGCAAACUUGAACUGUACUUCAUCAGAAAUGAGUGGGUCAUGUUACGAAAACAUGUGUUCCUGGAGUUUUUCUGGAGUGGGACAGAUAUUCAUUCCCUUUUCUUCUUUUGUAUCCCUGCAGCUCUUUACUCCAUCAUCCUGUUCUGUGUCUUCCUAUGGAUCCCCUUUGUUUACUUCUACUAUGAAGAACGGGAUGACGACAACGAGAACAAAUGCUCGGUAAGAAUUCAACCUUUCUCUUCUGCCUCUCUACACACAGCCUCUCUAACCUGCUCAGGAAUUCAAAUUUCAUUCAGAUGAUUCAGGUGCGGCUUAGGAAUAUGUUAAUGCAAGAAAGUCUGAAAUCAUUUAGGUUGAACCUCCAAGCUCGAGGCAACGUGAACCAAUUUGUUUGCACAAAUGGCAAUGAGAGCACAUUUCUCAUCUUUGACUGUGUUCACACAAAUCCCUUACUUUUCCCCUGAGUUUUUUUGGAAACUAAACCUCUCAAAACACACCCAGAUCAGCCUGUGUUAUCAGCUGAUUGCAGAUGUUGCAGCUGAUGGUUAUUUUCCCCCUGUAAUCUUGCUUUAAAUGUUUUGGCUGCAGAUUUUUUGCCUCUUUCAAAUACUGAUUUUAGGAGAGGUUUAGCAUUUUAUAUCACAGAUAAUAAAUCAAAAUGCAAAACAUCUAACCAAAAAGUACUUUCUCUAUUUUAUCAUCAGAGUUAGAUAAGACCCACUGCUUCACAUCUGGGUCCUGCUUACCCUCGUGUUACUUGUUACUGCCCCGUUUAUCCCCCUAGCUGCUGGGACUAAAAUGUGCUGGACUCCUUUUGCACGUGAUCAGGUUGCUUGGCUGAUUGAUAUAACUUAAAUACAUACAAUAAACAUAACAUAUCCAACACUGGACAGAAUAUUCAAAGGCUUUUGAUGUACUUCUUAGGCGGUCUUCAGCUUUAUAUUUAAUCUUAGAAAUGAUUAGCGUACAAAGGAAUGCUUUUAUUAAAACAUGGAACCCUGUAUCUUAGGUCAGAUAAGUUGAGUAUCGAGUAUGUCCAUUGUCUAAUGUUGAGGGCCAGCCUUGACAUAUUUUCAUUGAAGGAUGAUUCACACAGCUUCUGAAGUGGCUAACCUUCAAUCUUUGAAGAUGUUUCCAUCUGUGAGUGCAGUUUGGACCAUUCUUGUUUUUUUUUAAGGCCAUUACAAAUACAGAUUCUUUAUAGUUUAUGAGAUCUAUCUGUAUGUUUUUCAAAUGACAAGAGUCAAUGACUAACAGCCCAGUUACUUCACACCAUUGUGAGACAUCUUAGCCAGUCAGAUAAUGUUGAAGACGGGCGCAUGUCCUAUGUGGUGUAACAGUAUCAAUACUCACAGAAGUACACAAAAAAUGAAAGUAUUUGUCUGUUUGCCCUGAUAGAAAGAUUCAUUGUGAUCUGCUUUGCCUGUUUUGAGAAUUACUACUGUUGCUAUGGAGUUUUAACCAAUCAGAGUCAAGUAUUUAAUCCAGGAAGAAAGCUUGGUAAUAAAGGUUAUUAAGUACUUUUACUUCUCCUUUGUGAUAUCAUUUUCAGAUUAUAAACAUUUGUCUCUAAAAUAGUCUUCUUGAUGGGGAAAAACACAUUAUUGUAUUAGACAACCAGUAGACUGAUUUGUUCAAUAUCUACCAGGAUUUUGUUUCAUUUGAUCGAUUUAACCCUGAAAUGGAAUAAAGGAUGAUAAAACUGUCAGUGAAACUAAAUUAGCUACAGAAGCUUAAUGAAAGUGAGGGGCAAAAUCCUGGAUGAAUAUUAGGAUAUUUUUUGACAAAGUAAGGACGAAGUGAAUAUUUAUGGUAUUUUGUGGCACCCAAAAUAGUCUGAUGGUCCAAUCACUGCAUCCCUGCAUCGGGUCUACAGAUAGAGGGCCACAUAUUGUCAGCUUAAAUUGAAAAAAAAAUUUUAAAUUCUUAUCUUUAAGAGUCUUUCAGUGAGUGAUGUACCAAAGAGCAGCUAUCUCAUCGUGCCUUUUAUCCUUUCCGUGUGUCACUUUUGAGCUGACAGAAGCACUUUCUCUCUCAGACAGGGAGGUCUUUUGUAUUGUUACUUUAAAAGCACCUUGAAUGGCACCGGGAGUGACAUGUUAUCUCCGCCAGGUCGAAUCGCAUCUCCACCGACUCGAUAUAGCACUCACUCUCUAUAGACUGUUGCUAAAUGAAGUAUAACCCCCUUCCCCUCCCUCUGAAUGAAUAAUAAUAUUUCCCUCCAUGGCCACGAUUGACCAGUUUAAUUUUUUUCUUUUUAUUACAGCAAGUGAAGAACGCUCUGAAGUACACAAUUGGAUUUACCAUUGUCUGCGUGGUGCUCCUUUUAAUUGGGUAAGUUGGGGACAUGGAUGGGUUCUUCUGCGUCAGUACAGGAGGGCUGGAAGGGGGUGCGGAUUUGUCAUUGUGUUGGGCUAAUGAGAGGAGAAUCCUGUGGAAAAGCUACGGCACCAUUUGUCUGGUCCUGAUAAACCAGUCAUGAAAAAAAAAUGUACGUGCGACUGAAUGUAGGUUUUAUUCUCGUCUGUCUAAUUCCAAACGAGUUUUCUUGUGCGAGUGUUUUUCCCAGAUAUUUAAUGUUCUUCUCACCGACCAUGCUAAUGCAUAUUAGCAGCCAUGUCCUGCUUAUCUUCUAGUCUUCUCCAGGCUUUGUUCGGAACCACGUGCACCACAUAAUAGAUUUCCUCUGCAGCCCUGACAGCAACUUACCUCGAGUUCAACCUGUACGAUUUUAUGUGCUCUUCCAACCAUUUAAUAGUGCGCUGAAUGAAAGCUUACCUAGUUUGGGAAAAUAAAAGACACAUGGCUAUACUUUAUUAUGGCUUAAAGUUUGGUAGUUUGGUCUUUUUUAUAGACAGAAGCAAUUUAGCUCCUCUUUUACUUCAUGAAGUGGAACUAUUGUCGCUUUGUUCCAGCAGUUGUGGCUCCAGCCUUUUGAUCUACAACAACAUGAUAGCUUUUAUCCUGAACUCUUUCUCUGAUACUAGGAGACAUAAUGACUUUGUUUGGCGACCGUUCACUCAGGAAGUCUUUUCUUGAUGGCUUUUAUUUGUUGUCUAUUUACUUGGCGACGUGUUUACCUUCUUGAAUGACCCCUGCUGCAGUUUACAGGUUCUUUCCUCAUUGCAAUCAUCUACAACCUUUUUCUUAUUGCCAGUUCAAGGUGCGAUAUUUAUUUCCCUUCAACACGAACGGUGCACCAAGUUGUCCCAGUGCUGUGCAAGCAUCAGAGGUAGUAACAGGAGUAGUAGAAGCGCUGUGUACUUCAGGUGUGUGUGCAUAUGAAGCUUCUGCCGUGUGUUGACCUUGUGUGCUUCUGCAGCGGUGCAGCACACUGUGAAUUGCACACUGGGUUACCAAUAUUGCACUUUUCUAGGAUCAAUAUAAAGCAAAGGCAUGAUGAAAGUAGGGCUGUCGCAAUAUCGGGUUUUCAUCUCAUAGUUUCUCUGGACAGAAAGUAUUAAGGGUAAUGAUAUUUAGUGAUAUUUACAGAAAACCUGAAAAAAUAAAAGCAAAAAAACAACACUUGUAGUCGAGGUUAAGGAAAGGUGAGACAAAAGUGGAAUAACAUAAGCUCGACUGAUAAAUGCAACUAUCUUCUUCAACAUUGUGGCGUGUCUUGAGAUAAUAUUCUUGAUCAAGGUCUUUUUUUUUUUUUUUUUUUUGAAUAUAACAAACAAAAGAAAUAUAAUCGACACAAGAGACAAUAAAGUCUAGUUCCUGUACAUUCAAACAAACUUCCCAAUACCCCCCACCAACAUGUACUGGACCCCAGGCAAAUUUCAAUACAUCCAGACAUCGACACAUACACAAACUAGGUCGAUAGAAAAGAAACCCAUAAUGGAGAGAGAAAAAAGUAAAAAACAAACAAAUCUAUAUACAUUUGGGUGACAUAGACAUUUUAGUAGCGGCCAUGCCUUCAACAAAGGAAAUGAAUGGCUGCUAAAUGACAUUGAAUUUCCUUGUGUUCCCUCUUACAGUAUAUCUAUUUUUUUCUAAAUGGACAUGACUCAUGACCUCCCUAAUCCACAGAUAACAUCUUUAUUUGUAACUGCUACCAUGUAAGUAAAGAUUAGUUUAUUAAGAUUAUCCACUUCUAAUGAUGACCAAAGUUAUUUUUCAUCUACUUCAUCAGCUAAUAGUGGAAACUUCUAAUUAAAGGAGCUCUUACACGACACAUCACCACCUCCUUCCCCCUCACUGCAUCGCUAUUACUAACUCUGAGAAGGUAACUAUUAUAUCCUGGCAAUAAAAAAAGGGCUUGUAUCUCGAAUUCAGGUUUUACCUUUGAAAAAACUGCAGAAUACCUUUCUCGUUCAACAUUUCAUUACCUGUUUCAUCGUUUGUUUCAUGAAGUAUUUCUAUUAUUAUCUUUUUUAUGUAGAGAAGUGCAAGUCUACCAAAUUUCAGUUUGUACCUGGAGAAAGUUCAAAGUGAAAGGCAGCAAAGUGGUCCCAUAAUGUCUCCAAUAUUGGAGGCAUUAUGACCUUCAAGUGUUUUUAUGAAGUCUGCUUCUGUGUGCAUCAAUUGGAGCCAGAUCGCUGUAAAUGGACUAAAAACAGGGAAACAAACCUUGAGAAUUUUGUGGGCUCCUGUUUUGAAAGAAAAAAGAAAAAAAAAAACCUCUUUGGUCAAGAUAGUGUUUCCCCCUCACUACAAUCUUCUAAAGAGUAGGGUAAGGUUUGAGACCACUUAGAUGUGUCUUAUUCCUUUAAAAAAAAUGAAAGAUGUGUGUCAUGAGUGAAGAAAGGAACAGAUUGAAGAGAUAAAGUCUAAUAGUGGACUCAUUUUUAGACGUGGAAUUUUUGUUUUUUGCAUAUAAGGCAAAAAGAUGUCUUAAUAUGCUUCACCUCCCUGGUUUAACUCUUUUUUUUUUUAAGGGGGUCACUAGUUCUCUAAAAAACAGUAUCUCGAAUAUCUCUAAAGAUUCAUAGAGCAUUAUUUUUUUAUGCGAGUUUGUAGAUGCUAGAUACAAAGCAGGAUUCUGCCCUAAUUCUCUGUUGUGUGUCAGGAAGGAUUUAUGAUCAGUGCAGAUGGAUUUCAUGAUUAAUGGAAUCAAAGUCUGCUCUGAAACUGAGCUGCAUGAUCAGUGUGUUUACCCUUUCCACAAUGCAGCAUACAAAGAGAUUUAUUUUUUGUUUUCAGAAACGCUGUCUUAGUUGUGUCGAUGCUGAACAACCCCAAUCCCAGAAAUGUUUGGACGCUGUGCGGAUGACAACAAAAAUGGAUUUUGAGGGUUUGCAAACCAUCCAAAUCCCACAGUUAUUUAAAAGUAGUCCAAAAACAAUGUAUUAAAUGUUAAAACUCAAACAUUUUGUAAGAGAAAUAGGCACAAACUGAUAUGGAUGUCUCUCAGUGCCCUUAAAAACAAAUCAGACCACCAGGCAGCAGCAAGUUUGAUAAUUUCCCUGCUGUCAGUUUUAAUGAUCCAAAUCCUGAGAUGGGGUAGAAAUCAGAGCAGGUGAUUGUCAGCAGGCCAAAAUAAACAGCUAUUUAUACUUUGUACAAACCAAAUACUCACAGUGAGAGAUAAACUUCUUAAUGGAAAGACAACAGGAUAAGGUUUGUGGUCAGAAAACACUGCUUAUUCAUGUACAAGAUGAUAGAUAAGAGGUAUUACUUUGCCCACAGGGGGCACCGGUAGUUUUUGAACACCCCUUUUUGCUGUAUUCACAAAUGCAGGAUAAGGCUGUUCCAUUCAUACGCUGGCAUCAGUCAUGGGUAGUGUGCACAUCUGGGAAGACGCUACCCAGACAAUACCAAACAUUACCACACCAUAGCACAUUCUGUGUGCAUUACAACACUAUGGUUCUGUAGUAGAAGAGUCUAUAUACAACACUGGGCUGUCUGCAUUUCCAAAUUCUCACCGGCAUUUCAUGAAAAUAAAAAUAUGACAGAGGAGGUCUGGAGCUUUUGAGCAGCUGAAAUCCUUCAUCAGGAAAGAAUGAGACGAUAUUUCAUUUUCCAGUCCCCAGAAACUGGUUUAUGUGAUUUUUUUUUUAAAACCCCAAGAGAGUGUUGUUAAAAGAAGAGCUGAUCUGACACAAUCAUCCAAACAUUUCCCUGUCCCGACUGUUCUGAACAUGCUGGCAUCAAAUCUAAAACGAGCACAGAUUUUUCUGAAAUUGAUGAAACUCUUCACUUUUAAUAUUUGAUAUAUUGUCCACUAUUUUCAAAGAUUUAGAAACCACCAAGAUUUGUUUUGAUCUAUUUCUUACACAGCAAUCCCUACUCUUUUGGAAUGUAGAUCUGCCAGUGCAAGUGCUGGAUCUUAAUGGCUUAAUCCCAGCGUUAAACAUGGGAGACCUCAGAAGAAUCAAAACACUCCAUCCUUAUCUUUUUCAAGGGAACACAAGGUCGGCGUUUUAUAAUGUGUUUGAUGGGGUGAUCACUAAUAACCUUUACGGGCAAAAGACAAAUCAAAAGUUUCUGGAAAGAAUCGUUGAAGUCACCAACAGGUCAUGACAUUCACGGAUAAUUUUACUAAAAAUGGAAAGCUAUAAAAGUGUAGAUCUAGCGCUGCUUAGUGAUUUUGUUGUUGUUUUGUUCCCCUCCAAAACAAAUUGGAAAGGAUUGGAGGGGACACAGAGCUUAGAGAAAUGUCUGCUGUGUUAAGAAUAGCAAUUAAUCCAGUUUCAAAGGUGAAGUUGUAUCCAAGGCAGAUAUAUAAAAGGUCAAUAAAACAGCUUGCAAAAUGCUGUUUAUGUGAUUUGUAAGCCCUGUGUUCUUACCAGAGGCAUUAAACAUGAUGGUUUUUAUUUAUUUUCACUAACAUACAUUAAUUUCUCUCUAAUUAAACCCCAGUUACAUUCACACUUUAUGUUUGUGAGGCAGAUAUGAAGAGCAGCGCAGCUUAAUAAGGCAAGAGAUCCCUAUAAAAGCAAAAAAGAGACGAGUUUAGUGAAGGACAGCGGCAGAGGUCCAAUUUCACAGCGGUGCAGAUAAGCAAGGCAACAGACAUUCACCAUGGAGCUUAGACGUCUGGAUGCUGGAGUGAAGAACAUGCUGUAAAAGCUUCUUUGACCGUUUCUGUCUGGGCAUUACGCUGCGCAGGACAUAAAAGGUCCGUGUAGAGGGAUAGAGAUGUUUAGACCAGAAGCAAAACUUCAGUGUGCUGCCCGGCAGCUUUUCAGAAAACAGACUUUCUAAAAGGUUUCUGAAAACUCGCUCUAUUGUCUGUGUUUUCCAACAAAACUGGCUUGAGUCCAUAUUUCUGCUUUUCUUCUUUCAGCAAUUGAAACACUUGAGCGUUUUCAGUAAAUUAGUGUAGGAAGGAGUGAUUCAGAUAGUAUGGACUGCCAUUUGUUCUUUUUCCCACUCGAUGUUUAGUUACUGAAUGGUUCAAAGAAAAAAAACAACACACCACACACUAAGAAACCUAAUUUUCUUAACCUCUAACAAAGCCAUUGUUUGAUUGCUUUCAGAGCGUUUGUUCCACUUGAGGCCCCGCCAGGCCAGAACUCCACUCAAUGGGAGAAAGUGCAGUACCUUUUUGAGGAGCUCGGCAGUACGCGUAAGUAGCAUUUGUGGGAAAUGCUUCCUGUUAUUUCCAGCUGGGGUCUUAUUUCCCCUCAUUUUUUUCUCUUGUAAGUUGAAUUGCUCCAAUCAUUCUGACCUUUUCCUUCAUUAGAUAUUACUUCCACUCUUGUAAAAACCACAUUCUCUCAGCAUAUUCUGUAUAUUUUCAUGCUUCUUCUCUUAUCCUUUCUAUCUGUUGUUCAGCUUUUUACCUAUCUCACUUAUGAGCCUAAAAGAAGAAGUUUUUGCAGGCCACAGGAAAAGCACAAUUUGUCUCAAGAAAGCCCAAAAUGAGAGGCGCUGAUUGGCCUAACAGCUUAAACAGGCCCAUUAUACUGAGGCGACAGCUCUUGUUGCAGUGGUCACCGGGCAGAUCUUUAGCUAAUUUCCAAAAAAAGAUGGUUUAAAAAAAAAAAACACAGCAUUUACGCAAGCAGAGUCUCCCGCAGAUGAUCUGAAGGAAGAAUAAAGAAAUUCAAUUAACACCUCAGACUGUGAUAGGAGGGAGGUCAGUACUUUGCUGCCUGUGCUGGCUGCAUUGAUAGGAAUAAAGGUUGAAAUAAUCAUGAAAACAAACAUAAUUUUUUCCUACUCAGGUGAGAUUUUAUUGUAUAACAUUGCAUUAUGUGUUAAAAUGUCAUAGAAAGAAAUAAUGAAUGCACUACAAAGUUUGGGCUGCCUUACUUAACUUGCAAAUGAUCAUUGUAUCAAAGACCACAUCUCAGCAGUCAGGCAUAGAUGCAACUGUGUCACACAGUGCGAUCAAUUUAUGGCAUAUAUUGUGAUAUAUGUUUAUCUAUGUUUAUGUAAAAAAUUAAGAAAUACUGGUAACUAAAAACUUGAGACAAAACUAGAGGAAAACAAAAAAAAGUCUGGCCUUUCUAACUGAGAUUUUGCAGUACAGUCACAGGAGUAUACAUAAUUAAUUAAUCUGCAUUGUUUAUUAUACAGUUUCUGUAAAAUUCAAUGCAUGAUACGCACUUUUUAUGAUUAUUUUUGUCAUGCUAAAAGUACACAGGUGCCGCCGAUAUACCAGGGGGCCCUGGAAGAAGCGAGCUGCAGAUUCAGUAUGGAUGUAUAGCAUUCUGAAUCCCCAUUAAGGCAGACCAGUCUUGCAGCACCACAAUUAAAAGCGCUUAAAAAACAGUAUUGUGCUGCGAAUAGGUGCUGUAAAUAAAUCUUGUAGAGUUCUGAUUUAGUGCAAAUGGGCUCUAUGCACAACUCCACUACUUAUGGAACUUAAGGCCGCUUCUUUAUUUCUUGUUUUACAUUACUGGACAAACUGAUUAAUCCAAGUGUGACUGAUUAUUGUGACUAGUCAGACACACCUGGAUUAAUCAGUUUGUCCAAUAAUGUAAGCAGGAAUUAAAGGAGCAGCCUUAGGUUCAGGAAGUAGUGGAUCAGUGCAUAGAGCCCUUUGGUUGGUGUAACACACAAGGCUGAGCUUAGCUGGCAUGGUAGCAGUUAUAGAGAGCUACACAUGUGCAUGGGAACUGCACAUUGCUGAAUGCAGUGGAGCUCUUUAUGUAAGAACACAGUUUAAAGUCCUCCAAAGAACAGACUCCCAGGGCCUUGCAAUUUAUAUUCCAGAGUUUAUGCUGUCUAAGUAGACGUACAAUGACAAAUACCCUCCCAACUUGCUCAGAGUACAUUUUUCUAUAAAGCUGACCAAGUAAUCUUGUCGUUGGCGUAUAAAGGAAACAUCAGCCUUGAUUUGAUUGGUCAGAAACAAGGUUAAGCAGUCUGGUGACCUCUCAUUGAUCCAACUCUGUAUUAUUGCUUUAGAAAGUGCUGAGAUGGACAAAAGAUGAUACUGAUAUAAAAUUUCAAGAUGUUGCUGUCUGCUCCUUGUUGUAGAUUCAUCCCUUCAUUCAAUUUCCGGCAAGACCUCAUUAAAUGACUCAAUAACUAAACACAGCAGUAUUUCAGAGGCAGGGCCUUUACAGCCUCAAUAUAAGUGUGCACUAAGAAAUUGGAUCUUCCACUAAAAAUAACCAAAUACUCCAAAUCAGCUGUAGGAUCCCGACUCUCCCACUUUGUGAGAUAAAGCAUUGUCUGUGCUUACAUCAAAAUAUAGACUCCUAAAGGUCCUCUGGCCUUCUGCCAUCUAGGGAUCAAGGCGGAAGUCGAACCAUCUGCCUCUCUUCACAAUAGUAGACCCCUACAUGCUCUCCCUAACCUUCCUUCCUCGGCACAGGGGGGUAAAAUGACUAGGCUGCUGAGAAGGAAACGUGGGGAUCAUCCCUUUUCUAAUUCCCUGUCUCUUCUCCCUCCAGAUGGGAGGUUAAUUGUGUAAAGGAAAGGCACUUUUGCCACAUAACCCCUGACUGCUUAGCAAUGGCUGUUCAUUAAGGGCGCCACAUCCUUAAUGGCUCCAACAUUACAUGUGUUCCAAUAUUCCAGUGAUGCCUGAAUGAACUCUUGAGCAGCUAUUCAUGUUGGUAUUCAGGACCACACGAUGCAAUCUGGUAUUUUUGGCCGUGGUUUAGAGAGAGUGAAGUGUGCGGGAGAACUUUAACAAGGAAUAGUACUCGGGCAAGAUUUCUAACACUUAACCUUUCCUGAUUUUCCUCUUAUUAGUCAGAAAAAAACAUGUAAACUUACUCUAACUCUGACUUACUUACACAGAACCGGAAAAAAUUAAGGGACCACUUACAGUUCCCACCGAAAUCAGCGAAUCUACAUGCAUGGAAGCAACUCAAUUCCAGCAUCUGUCUCAUUUCAACACAGACAGAGCUCAUUUUACUUAAUGAGAUACUGAUUAAAACUCCUGUGAGGAGGUUUUUAGAUGGUUGUGUAGCAGACUGAAAUUAAUACUGGUGUCUCUUUGUGACCUACAAAACCAAACAAGAGCAUCAGUAGAAGAUUCACAGUUUCCAUGUGGUUCCUUGUGAUGUUUGAAACAACUCGCAACCAGUAUGGUUGUACUCUUUGCACUCUUGCUUUUUCUGAUUCAUUUCAGUGUAAGUUUCUCUCUCCACCUUUGGCAGUUCUGUGAAUUCUCAGUACAAGAAAAAAACACUUCACUCACUGGUCUCUUUUUUCCCCUUGGAGCUGUAAGUAUGUUUAUACCAUGUGUACAAGAAAAUCUGAACAAUAGCAGUAGCUUUUACCAGUAUGUUUAACCCUCUUCACCCCACUCAGCUCACAAUAAAAAAAAUACUGUGGUCUUUCCAUGAAUGAGAACUACUCAUUGGUUGGUACCCACUUAUUCCCAUUGCACUGAGUAAUCAACUAUAGAAGCUGUGUAGCUUCCAUAGGUUAUAAUUACAAGGGUAAACAAAAUUAUCUUUGUUUGUGUAAAUCAGUCUCUGCUUUUUAACACAAUGUACCACCACUAUAAUUUCACUUUGAGAGGCUGGAAGUAGACCAGACUGGACUGUUAAUUGUUCCUGUGCUGCAAACAGACAUCCAGAACAUGCAGCCGUCUCAGCAGGAAGAGUCUACUGUUAGGUUUGUCACAAUACCGCAAUUAUGAAGUUUUGUUUUGGGGCAUUUUUGCCUUUGUUAGACAGGGCAGCUUAAAAGAGAGACAGGAAAUGUGGAGAGUAGAGAGUGGAUGAAGACAUACAGCAAAAGGGUCAUAGCUGGAAGUGGAAACAGUCACUACUAAAUAGAGCUAGGCGAUAAACUGAAAAUUUAGCGAUACCAAAAUUUACGACAAUAAUCGUUGUCAUUUUGCCCAUAUCCAUAUAUUUGGUGUUAAAAAAAAUAAAUAAAUAAAAGUUGGUUUUGGGUGUGUGUAGGUAUUGACGUGAUAUUGACUUGAGGCCAUAUCGCCCAGCCCUACUACUACAGUUCUCAGGAGCAUCACCCUCAGAAACAACUUUGACCACUUUGUUUUUCUCUGUCUGUGAAAAAUCUGACGUAAUGACUGCAAAUCAACAUCAUGACAACUUUAUUGUGCAGUAUGAUACAAUGCAUCAAACAGGCUGCUGGUUCCUGCUUCAUUUAUGAUUCUGUUGUUACGCAGAUGUGAUGUCGGUUUCAAGAGCCUAAGGAUCUCUUAAUAAAAGCCUCUCCUUACAAGUCUCAUGCACAUACACAAACCUGAAGGGCUAUAAGCAGCCUGAGAUAAGAGCCACCUCAUUCCACUGCAUUUAGGAAAUCGAAGCUGUACAGAUGUGGGAGCACCGGCGAUAAUAGACAAUAUUCCGUCUGUUAAAUCCCCGUAAAAUCUGCUCGAGGAGCCAAGAAGAGUGGCAGCAAACAUCUAUCCUUUGCUUUGUGUAGGGUUCAUGAACAGAAUGUUCUCCUUGCAGAACAUGCAGCUAUUGUAUAUUUUACCAAGCUCACCGCCAAACAAAGGCGGCGAAAUCGCAAUGAAACACUCAGGAAUAAGAAACCUGCAUUCAAAUGUUAAUGUUCAGCCCAGCUGUCAGACUUCAAAGUUUUCUCUCUGCAUAUAAUACAACAGAGAGCAGGCACAUAAUUCAUCUCCAUUUUCCACCCCUUUGUCCUGCUGCUUGUGAAAUGCCUCUAAAAGGAAGUGAUAAAUGUUAUAAACAGGACAAAUUAUACAUGCACUGAAUACUGACUUAAUAUCCCCAUUAAAUGCCACCGUCAAGGAGAAAGGCAAACAGAGAGCCACCUCUGCUCGUGCCGACAGGUGGGCUGGGCAUGGCAGAGCUGCUGCUGAGAGAAUGUGGGAUAUCUACAUAGGGGCGACUGUGCAGCUUCUAGCGUGGGACUCUAUAACAGGUGGGAUCUUGACAGGGGAGGGAGGCAAUCAGUCUCUGCAUCAAUCCCUGUCUUCUAACUCCAGCUCUGACAGCUGGUGUGACACCUACUGUUGCCCUUGCCUGAUGGGUGGUCCCUUUUCUGCCUCAAUCAAAGGUGAUACCCAUCAACUCAACUCACAUAGACUGAAGCAUCCAGCUGUUAAACAACCGAUCAUGAUCAAUGUAUUAAACAACAAUUAGGACAAAAGAUGGUGGCCAGAUGUGACUCCAGAGGAAGACUUAGCAACAGGGAGAUAUUAGAAGAAGAGAAGCAGAAAAUCAACAUGACGCACCGUCCUUGGGAUAAUUUUCUUCUCAAGAGACUUCCAGGAAAUGAAUGUCCUGAAAUAACAUAAGAACAGAGACGUGUACUUGCAGUUCAAGGUCAGCAGAGCUACUUGAGUCAAGUGAGCAAUUGAAACUUUCAGUUUGAAACUUCUUUGUUAGCGUGGAACCUGCUAUUCGCAUGCAAUACUCACAACAAAUUCUUGGCCUCCAAAUCAAAUAAGUCAAGAGUUACCGCUGAGGAGUGAACUAUUAAACAAAAGUUGAUGAAUUUUCUUGGCAAGGCAGUCAUCGUCCAUAUAAUACCAUCAGCUGGGGUACAGCUAUCUGUUUGUUUAUAUAGUCCAUAACGUCAUCAGAUACCUGGGCAAGUAAUUCAUGAGAUUUCAAUUUUAGUAACAAAAUGUGUAAUGUGGGGACAGCUCGACAUAUUCGACAUGUUGUACAACAGCAGUAAAAAUGACCAUGUAACCACAGGUGUAGAGAGGGAAACUGUGUGCAAUGUCAGAGAGAGGAACACGUGUGUGUUAGUAAAGCAGAGGGACAGAUUGAGCAAGUGGAAAGAGGCUCAUGAUGACUAAAUAGAGUGUAUGAUAUACAGUUUAGGCUUGCCAAGGCUAAAUAAUAGGUUAUUUGCAGCCCAUUAACUUUACUUCAGGACUUUUUUAUCACUCGUGAAGUAUUCUGUGUGUAAGUGUUAAAAAGGGUUCAAUGUUUGAAAAAAAAUGCAGAUUUUGUCUAAUCCAUGAGCAUUUGUGUUGCAAAACUGUGGUUUCAGUUUCAACCAAGAAGUUGUUUAGUCACCUGGAGAAGGAUAGCUCAGUACUGUCAGCUAAAAGACAAGUGAUUCCCACCCAAAUGUUUGCUGACCAUUCGCCAGCAUCCGUUUUCUCCGCUCAUUUCCUUCCUCAAUUCCAGCUUCCAGUUUGGUGACAGCAGUUUGGGCUCCGUGCACUGCCGUGAUUUGUGUUUUUUAGAGAACCACAGCUCUCUUUUGCACCAUUUAAAUUGUAUGGGCUACACAGCAGGAGGAUUUCAAAUGACUAAAUUACAGUCUUUCAGGGAUUUUUAGAGUUGAUUGUCCACAGGUGCAUGGAAAUUUUAGCAGCACUUUAAGAAUUUUCAAAGAAAGUCAGAUGAUUGCUCUACCUGCCGAAAAAUGUUGAAUGCUUGGAACGUUUUAGCUGUCAAUGUUGAGCUUGAAAUACAAAAAGGACUAAAAUACCAACAAAGUGCACAAAGGAAAGUCUGUUCUUGAUAGUUUGCUCGUGUGGCAAAGAGUCUCAGCUAUUUCUUUGAAAAGCUGGGGUUAACUUUCUAAUGGCUGACCUGUCUUUCCUCUUGCAGAUGGUCUUCCUGCUCUGUCUUUCUCCAUCAGCACCUUGACCUUGAUUGGCAUGUUGGCAGUGAUCACUUACACGGUGAGUUGGGACCCGAGACAAGUGGUUGAUGCUGUUUCAUGUGCUCAGUGGAGCUUCACCUUCUCUGUAAUUAAAGCAUUUCUUCCAACGUGAUGAUUUCCAAAUCUUGCCAGCCCUGUAGCUUAAAGGAGUAGUUCAUGGUUUAUUGAGCUGGUGUUGUGUGUGUGGUUCUAAAAGUCAAAGUCAUAAUUUGGAGGGAUGGCGGUCGGCAGACCCUUCUUUUAGAGAGGCCAGCAUCGAAGCUUAAUUAUGUCGUGCUAUGAAGCCAAAAUACCCUCCAUUACGGGUGCUGACAUAGUAGCCAGGUGAUGUUAUUGGAGCCAAAAUCAGUGCAGGAGAGAGCAGCUGGUGCAGCCACAGUAAUAACAUCUCACCUCUCUGCUAAACAAAACACACAUUUAACUCUGAGAGAAAACUGAAAAGAUCCCUUCAGGCUGGUACAAAUGUACACUCAUCAACAUACACUACCUGUUUUUUUCCCAGUAUGUUCCAACAAAAAGGUGCCCUGGUCUCCAUAUAGAUUUCACUAUGUUCUGAACAGUUAUACAGGCCUUGGACAGCUUUGGCUAGCUGCACUGAAAAUAAACAUCAACACUCCACAUGCAACGCAGAGACAGCCCCUGUGAAUUUUCAGAAGAGGAUUAUGAAACCACCACGAAAUAAGCCAGAGAGACAGUAGCUGGAGAGCACUGCUAUUCCCCGAAUAUGGGGAAAGAUAAAUAAAUGAAAACACCCAGCAACCGCACAAGUUCUCCCUCUCUCUUUUGGGCUGUCUGUUUGACUUAAAACAUGUCAGGGGGUUUGAGGAAAAACUAUAUAGAAAAGUUUAUUUGGUGCAAGUUUGACCAACAUGUUUCCUCGCUGUAUACCGUAUAUCCUGGUUAAUAAUGCGUAUUUUUGUUCUAUAAAUUUUGGUAUAUGAAUGAUUCCAGUCUUCUUGUAUGAGAUGUUCAUUUUGAUGGAGUGGCCUCUCAGUAUAAAAGACCCCUUAUUAUUUUGGAGUUAUGCCAUUCAGUUGGUUAAAUUUCUCAGACUGCUGUCUCUCACCCAAAACUUUUACAUGACAUAUGUGCACCUUUCACCGGCUUAUCAACCACUUAUCUGCUGCCUAUUUAUACACAGAUCUACCUCAGUUUUCAUUAAUAUAUGCCAGUGUUUCAGCUUCUUCAGCGUUCUGCAGCUUCGCUGUUUUUUUCCUGGAUCUGUGCUGCAACUUUAGUCAACGCUGUCCAUUUUUCUUAGCGGUUACCCCUGUAACUAGAUUAGUAAGUAUUCCCCAGAGGUGGUGAUACUGGUAUCAGGGUAGGUUUAACACAGAAUACUGCCUACUGGGAAUAACAUAUAUGUAUAAAAAGAAAAGAAAAACUAGGAUUUUAAUCCAGGAACAGGGGAGGAGAAGUGACAGCCAACCCCAAUCUAUCCAGAUUCUGUUGAGCUUAAAGAGGCCCAUUUGACAAAUUACACAACAAUUGAGUGUGGAGCUCUUAAUGAAUAAUACACAACCUAUUUGAGUUACUUGUAGAGCUAAUCUCCCUUAAGGACAUAUGAUUUAUCCCAGCUUGAAUUCCACCAACUGUUCCCCCACUUUGUUUUCCACAUCUCUUUAAAGAGUAGAUGAUUAUCGCACACAUGAAGAUGGAAAUACGCUCAGAUUCGCAGUGACCCCAUGUUGCUUUUGACUGCGUGGAUGCCCUGUGGGAUUCAAACCUCCCUGUGAGCCUUUGUUUUUGAUGCUCCUUGUUUUGAUGAAGUCAAUCAAAGAAAUCAGGCCUCUGGGCGACAUCAGCAGCUGCCACUCCCUCUUUUAUUCUCUCCGACACAAAUGCAGAAGCUCGUUUUAUCUCACUUUUUCAUCCUUUCAUCAGCUUUAUUUGCCCUCUCCUGUCUCCCUAUCUACAAGCAGCAGAACUCUUCUUGGUGGCAGCCUACCCAUGUUUUCAGAGAGCUAUGUGAUUUAUUAUUCUUUGCUAUGUGUAAGUAUUAAGUCUGAUUAACUUAAUGGAAUGGAAGUGAAGGGCCUGAGAAGAAGUGGAAAUGUUAGCCAUGACUCCUGCGCUAAUUUAUUGCUAUACUUUGUGCAGAACUAUCCGCCUACGUCUCUACAAACAACUCUAUGAGACAAACAAUAUAUAACCCUGCAGUUCGGAGCUCUUUAGAUUAAUAUAAAGUGAAGAAGGUUAUAGCUUUUACUGCUUCUUCUGAUCUUUUUACUACUUUUAUUCAAAGUCAAAGGAAUAUCACACCCUUUGCAGGGGAAUUUUCGCUUCCGAUUUGACCGAGCUUUCAACGUAUAAGUAGAGUAUGAGUCUUUGCUGUAGGGCUCUGCUCAGGUAGAAGUGGCAUUGACAUCCAGCCCAAACUAUCACCUAAACACACAUUUUAAAGAUCAUUGAAACAACCGAGACCCUCAAGGUUGGCAGAGUCCACAGCCAUAAAGUACACAGUCCUAUGGUGGGUUUUGUUGGGUUUCGUUAAGCUGUUUUUUUCUCUGCACUGCUGAUCUGCACACAGCACCAUCUACAAUGUCUAAAACUCAUGUUUUUUUGUAGCAAGUAUUUGAUUUUCGACUUAUUAGAUUUUCAGGUUUGCAUGCCUGUCCUUUAGACUGCACUGAUACAAAACAUUGUUAACUGAAAUACAUGAAAAUGAAUUUUUGACCUUGGCCUCUUACUAAUCUCAACUCCACAACAGUGCCAAGACAAAGUCAUGCCAUUGUGCUUACACAUUAAAACCCAACACAGUAUUACAUUUGUGUUACAGUUAGGGCUGGGCAAUAAACCAAAUAUUUACCGAUACAGAAAUUUAUGACAAUAACCAAUGACAUUUUGCCCAUGUCAAUAUAUUCUGUGCCAAAAUAAAUAAAUAAAUAAAUUAAUUAAUAAAAGUUGGUUUUGGAUGUGUGCAGGUAGGCUAUGUUCUCAUGUCCCUUUAAGACGCUGUCCUACAUCAGAGAUGUGACUCCACCCCAUCAAGUCUGUAACAAAGAGGGAAAGACAGGUGAGGAGAUGGAGGACGGUUCAAAAGUUGUAGCGGCUGAAGUAGAUGAAGUUAAUAUGGGAGGUGGUGAGCAGCUUGUGGAGUAGUUAUCAUCCAUUUAUCGUAUUGAGGUGAACUGCUCAAUAUAUCGUGAUAUUGAUUUGAAGCCAUAUCGCCCAGCCCUACUAGAUAGCUAGUUUAGCCCCUACACAUUACCACAGUGUUUCCCUCCAUUCUGCCCCUGUUACUGUAUUCCUCUGAACCAAUUAUGUACCAGUGGAGCUGAUUGGUUGUAUCUCAAGGAAAAAUCAGCAGGCUAAUACUGAAUUAUUAACUCGGUUUGCACUUGAUUUGAGAUGACAGUCAUUGUCACUUGAUAUUCAAGCAGUCUUUUAAUGCAAAUAUUUUAUUCAAGACUGAAAAUCAAUAUUUAUGGGUACAUUUCUACCUUGAAUGUUUGCACAUGCAUAUUCUUUCUAUAUACAUCCUUCCCAGUACUCUCUUUUAAAGUACCCAGCAGUCUUAACAUGACACCGAUCAGACCAAUCUUUAAGCUCAUGGAUCACGAGAAGUCCUUUUGCUUCAUUUAAAAGCUUGUCUGGUAUGUUGACUUAUGACUCCCCGUGGCUUCGUCUCCCGUGGCCCUGCCUCUCUAUGCUUUUAAAUUGCCAGCCAUAAGAUGCUGAUGUCGAGUGAAAGUUCAGAAGAUUAAUGUGUGUUUAUCUAAUCAUAGACUCUGAGAUUGACCUGGGAAGAUGGGGGUCUCUGAGUGAAUAAAGGUGGAUUCGCUUAGACUUGCAUCAGGAUCCCCGGUCCUCUGGUGCCUGUUUGAUUUCUGACUUUUAAUUCAAACAUAACUCUUAGCUACCAAAACACAUUUUUUCACAGAGAUUUGAGGAUUAGAACUCAGUUUAAGGCUCUUAAUUAAAACAACACAUUGAGAAAUUGCUGUAGAAGAACUUUGGGUCAGUGUAUUUUAACUUUGAAAAGGAAAAUAUCACCAGCUUGAAUCAAAAAUCUACACAACAUGAACAUUUUUAUUUCACAGGUUGUACAAAAAUAAAGUAGAUAAAGAAGAGAUCAUUUAGUUACGGUAUGUACAAUCAAAAAUUACAUCUUGUCAAGUAGAAUAAGUACGGUGCACUCUUGAGUAAUGCUCUUCCAAACUCUCAAGUUUGUCAAACACACUGAUUUGUUCAAUUGUUUUGCUUAUUAUAACCCUCAAUAAUCCAUUUACCAAAUACUCAUCAAUGUCGGUGAUGUUUUAGCAGCUCUCGCUGUUGAAAAUGAUGAAUGGCUGGAAAUCAGAUCAGGUGUUAAUUAGAGCUAAUUAUGUGAUUUACAUGAUUAGAAGCCAAAAUUAAACUUGUAAGUUUUCUGAUUAAAGUGCUCCGCAUACAGUGUCUGCACUCAGCCAAGGAGCUUUUGUUAGCACAAACCUUCACUUUGUAUCAUUGUUGUGCUAAAGCAGAGAAGGGUUGAUUCAAGCAACUUCUACAUAGAUGUGAAUCUUUUCUUUGAACAGAUGGCAUCGUUGAAAUUUACGGAGUCAUAUUCUCCUCUGAUUCUUUCUUUUUAUCACCACUAGGCUAGCCCUAAAGCAUGUAGAAAAUAUUGUUUGUCAUGUUGAGCUAUUAUGAUGCUUACAGUAGUAUUGUAUCAGAUUUUAGUCUCUAUAAGUAUCUACUUUGACAGGAAAAGAAUAAAAACAAAAUGAAAAGAUGCUGAUCAUAAAAGCCAUCCAAAUAAACUCGAUUGUCCAUCUUUCUACCUCACCCACUUUCACGUUCAUCAAAGAUUCAUAAACACAGGUGCACCCUUAUGCACCCUUGUCUAAAGUGUUUUUUAGAUUUCAAACAUUGGCGUGGGAAACUGGUGAGCUGCUGUUAACACUCUGUUUGCAAGCAGGUCUUUUUUAGUGAAAUAGUAGCUGCUUUCUUAGCAUAGAAAAUACAUCAGCUAAAGAGGGAUGAAACCCUGCAGUGAGAAACUGUGUGAGAAAAAGGUUCAGCAGUCCCUGAAAUACACUCACCGGCCACUUUAUUAGGUACACCUGUCCAACUGCUCGUUAACACUUAAUUUCUAAUCAGCCAAUCACAUGGCGGCAACUUAGUGCAUUUAGGCAUGUAGACAUGGUCAAGACAAUCUCCUGCAGUUCAAACCGAGCAUCAGUAUGGGGAAGAAAGGUGAUUUGAGUGACUUUGAACGUGGCAUGGUUGUUGGUGCCAGAAGGGCUGGUCUGAGUAUUUCAGAAACUGCUGAUCUACUGGGAUUUUCAUGCACAACCAUCUCUAGGGUUUACAUAGAAUGGUCCGAAAAAGAAAAAAUAUCCAGUGAGCGGCAGUUCUGUGGGCGGAAAUGCCUUGUUGAUGCCAGAGGUCAGAGGAGAAUGGCCAGACUGGUUCGAGCUGAUAGAAAGGCAACAGUGACUCAAAUAACCACCCGUUACAACCAAGGUAGGCAGAAGAGCAUCUCUGAACGCACAGUACGUCGAACUUUGAGGCAGAUGGGCUACAGCAGCAGAAGACCACACCGGGUGCCACUCCUUUCAGCUAAGAACAGGAAACUGAGGCUACAAUUUGCACAAGCUCAUCGAAAUUGGACAAUAGAAGAUUGGAAAAACGUUGCCUGGUCUGAUGAGUCUCGAUUUCUGCUGCGACAUUCGGAUGGUAGGGUCAGAAUUUGGCGUCAACAACAUGAAAGCAUGGAUCCAUCCUGCCUUGUAUCAACGGUUCAGGCUGGUGGUGGUGGUGUCAUGGUGUGGGGAAUAUUUUCUUGGCACUCUUUGGGCCCCUUGGUACCAAUUGAGCAUCGUUGCAACGCCACAGCCUACCUGAGUAUUGUUGCUGACCAUGUCCAUCCCUUUAUGACCACAAUGUACCCAACUUCUGAUGGCUACUUUCAGCAGGAUAAUGCGCCAUGUCAUAAAGCUGGAAUCAUCUCAGACUGGUUUCUUGAACAUGACAAUGAGUUCACUGUACUCAAAUGGCCUCCACAGUCACCAGAUCUCAAUCCAAUAGAGCAUCUUUGGGAUGUGGUGGAAUGUGAGAUUCGCAUCAUGGAUGUGCAGCCGACAAAUCUGCGGCAACUGUGUGAUGCCAUCAUGUCAAUAUGGACCAAGCUCUCUGAGGAAUGCUUCCAGCACCUUGUUGAAUCUAUGCCACGAAGAAUUGAGGCAGUUCUGAAGGCAAAAGGGGGUCCAACCCGUUACUAGCAUGGUGUACCUAAUAAAGUGGCCGGUGAGUGUAUGUUCCUAAGCAUAAAAUUGCAAAAGAAAAAUUGAGGAUUUUAUCACUAGAAAACCUUGAUCUUGAUAUAGACACAUUGGCAACUUCUGUGGCCAUCAAAAUCUGUUUUUAUCAACAUUAUACACAGCAUACCAACUCAUAUGGAAUUGGGGUAACUAGAUGAUACAAAUGUUUACCCAAUGAGCAUGACGUAUAAGAAUAAUCAGCAUAAAAGUCCUUCACCGUUUUAUUAAAUCUCUCAGUAGAAGAAAACACUGAAGAUUAUAUUUAUAUCUCGUUAUAAAACAUGGAUUAGUGAUUUUGCCUGCAGGUUUCUGAAUCAAAAUCAGUUUAGUAAAAUGAACGUUAGACGGUGGUAAAUGACAUGUCAUCGUGAUCUGUUUAAAAAUUCAUGUUUUUAUGAGGCACAUGAAUGUACUGUCUUUGCAAGAGCUUUGUGUUUGCCAUCCCAGCAAUUUAACAACGACGCUACACUUUGAAUUAUGACCCGUGUUACUGACUAACAUGAGCUCUUGUUAGCUUCAGAUACGUCAUUAUAGCCAAUUAUAGAAAAGUAACAAAAGCAGACCAUAUUAAUCGCAAUGAAUGAGCGCGGUGUCAUUAGCAUAAAGGUACGUAUUCUAUUUUCCUGAAAACCAGCAGUCAAACCUCUCUUUAAAGAACAUACCUCAACUCUCCAUGACAUGACUGAGCUGAGCACUGCAGCAGCAGAAAACUUCCAACCCUUUGUAAAACUGAGUCACACAGACAGGCAUGUAUAAAAAAAAAUCUUUAUAAAAACAGCCCUCAGGUAAUAUUUGACAAGCUGGCUACUGGACUACAGAAAAGCUACCCAUGGGGGACGCACCAGCAGAUGUUAAUAUAAACUCUGUGCCAAUCAGAGUAAAGUCCAUCCGUCUGUAAAUACUUUGCAUAAGUUAGGACCUAAAGGAAAGCCUAAAGGACCCUGUCCACAGCAGAGAUUUUGCCUUGUCAAAGAAAAGACAGAAUAAAUAGCGUAACAAUGUUUGCUGCAUCCCAUUUAAUGGAGCUCGUUCCCCAAAGCUGGUGUUUUACAUGCCCCCUCACAACAUAGCUUUCUGGGAAACCUGAUUAACUUCAGUGUUUGCUUCUGUUUUCCUGCUCAGACGAGUCAAACUGUGACAUUUUAAAAUUAUGACACUUAGCGGUUUUAUGUUUUAAAUUCUAGUUUAUGCCAUGUGAGGAUUGUUCAAAAGUCAAAAAAGUAACAGUACAGGUAAAAAAACUUUUAUUUUUUCUUCAAAAGUGUCAGAGGUAUAAAAAAGGGGUCAAGAACAAGAUUAUAAAACCUUUUUAAAGUGAGGAAUCAGGUUGUCAGAGUCAGUGACCUUCCUUAUUUUUACCUUUUCAUUGAUCAAACUUUGACGUGUUCUGGUGGAACAGUUCUGUUACAAAAACAUCUUUCUGUCCCUGCAGUGUUAAAUGGAGGCGAGCAUCUUUGUAUGUUGAACUUUUGAGUCAAUAAAUCAAAUUGAAAGUUUGACUGAUAAUAAUAAACUUGAAGAAUUAGUGUGUUAAACAUUAGUAGCUUUGUUAGUCGAGGUUUUGGUACUUUGCUCUUUCCAUUGAUUUUUUUUAGAAAAGUACUCUAAAAGUCCUAAUACUGUGUCACUGUGAGCAGCACAAAAUAACUGUUUUAAGACAUAUAAAACGAGAAAAUGAGCUAUAACUUGCAGUGUGUUGAAUUGUGAAUGAACUGUGCGCUGUCUUGGCUUCACAUUUUUAUCAUGUUCAUCAUGUGAUUUGCACGGAGUUAAUAUUUUAAAGUAUUCAAAUAAAACUUAAAUAUUUUAAUACUCUCAUAACCAUGAAGUUGCCCUUUGACCAUUCCACUUUGUCGCUCCUGUCUUCUUAUUAAAAUUACAGUCAAGCCUUGAAAUUAAGGAAGUGACUCCUCCACUCCUGCAUGUAACGAGAGAUUAAUCAUCCCGCGAAGCUAGUUCUUUUUAAUUUUAAAUGAUCUUAAUUACCGAGCUAAGACUCUUGAAUGCUGGAUGUUGGAAUUUUUCAGAAAAUGUGGAUUUUAUUGAAUCAGAUACCUCUAUCCAGAUAGCUCAUUUUCAAAUAAACACAAAGUAUUUGUGCCCUAAUAAAAAGGAUAAGGGCCUAAAAACGGGAGGCAUCCUAUUAAAUCUAUUAUUUUAAUAUCAGUGUCCUGCUGAUUAGUUACAUAAGCUACCACACGGUCUUAAUGUCCCCUACAACCCAAGCAUGGAAAAGAUGGAAAUAAAUGGUCAGUACAUCACCGAGGUAAUCAAGUGGGCAUCUUUCCUAAUUGGUGUUUCCACAAGUUAGGUCCAUGACACAUCAGAGAGGCUCAGUCGUUCGCUUCCAGCAUCCGAGAGCCACCCACCUCCAUGCCAGCUCCCAGUGGCAGUGCCCAUCGUACCCACAAAUAACAAUCACAGCACAGGCCAGUCACCAAUUUUAUGUUUCAGUGAUACUACCUGCCUUUAUCACAUGGACCCUAAUGACUCCCUGCUUUUUUGACUGGUGUUAAUCACAUCCCUGAGUCUGCAGAGAGAUGCAAUAGGAGAGAGGGAAGACAAAGCCAGGUCAAGAAGCCAAGAAGCUUGACUCUGCUGGAUAAGGGUGUAUGCUCUAACUCCUCUACUCUCUGCUGUAUGAGGGAAGAAAAAAAGGGAUUAUUGAUACUUAAACCAACAUCACAAGACCAAAGAAGACAAAUAAAGAUAGGUAAAAUCACAUGAUUAAAGGGAAAAAAGUGGAUAGUGGACUUCUAUAGUUAAACACUCGUCCAUAUUGUCUUUCUGGGGAUAAACAAGGACACAACAUUACUGUUUUGCGAACUUCCAAUCACUGUCUACAUCUCAGUGUCCGUGUCUGUAGAUGUUUUUUUCUCCUCCUCUUUCUCUUUGUUUUCUCUUGACCCUAAAAGUGAUGGACUUUGACAAUCACGGCUGACUCCUGUAGAGACUAGCGUGUUAACUCUAGCAACGGGAAGCUUUUAACAAGCAAGCAGUCAUACAUCAAGCUGUUUCCGACAGCCUAAGCAGCCUGAAAUGCUGUCUAAUUUUGACAUCAGCGCCUGUCUUGUUUUAGUCCUGCUCCUAAAACUUUGCUGUAAAGACGGAUUCAUGCUGUCUCAAUUUUUGAGUCCUAAUCUACGUGGCUCUGUGCCCAGUGUACUGGCAAAAAACAGUAAAGCACCUAAUCAGGAAAAAUGCAGUUUUAAACAAAAAAAUUAAAUGUGCAGAUUUAUUAACAGACUUAAUAAAGAGUGUGAUGAGGGGGAAAAGCGGAGGCUAUUUUUUUCACCAUUUUGGUUUCAGAUUUCAUAAACAUAUUCGAUUGAUUUGAAUGAUUUCAAAGUCAAAUAUUUCCUUCCCCUGCCUGUAAACACCCCGAAAAUUGUCAGAGGCACCGAUUAGCAAUCUUAUCUUGAUGAUGAUGAUGUGAUUACAUUUGCACAAACCGAGCAAAUACUUUAAAAUAAAGAUUAAAGGGAAAUACUUGAGGCAAAAGAGAAUAAAACAGAGAGUGGAGAAACCCUUAAUGCCACUCAUGACCUCUGAUCAUCCUUUAAAUCCAAGCACAGACACACAUAGACGGGAUAAAAGUCUGCUCUACACCAGGUUUGUGAAGCUUGUCUUGUUUAAUGCUCCAGCCGGCCAAAUUGUCCUAUUAAUCAAAAGGAAUUAGAGAAGCUAGCAUAAGUAGCGGGACAGCCAAACUUGCAGGAUUAAGGGGAACAUAUAUAGUUAAGUUUUGUGUCCUCAAACGCAUGGCUUUAGUUAUUUCAUAUUAGAGGAAUUACCCAAAAGCCGGCGUGUGUUCUGAGUAGUUUUAAUUAGCUGUGUUACACUGGACCGACCUCUUAAUCAAAAGCUGUUGAGAAUACUGAGGGGAGCUCUUCUUUCUCUUCUGUUAUUCUUACAGAUUUAUGUUAAAAUCUGGAUUUUCAGACCCAUAGAGAUGAUCUGUGAAUCAUAGAUAUGUAGGAAAACACCUUUAAUGAAGGUAGUACCCUAGUUCGGUGAAAAAAUAAGAAUUUCAGGGUGGCUGCGGUCUAAAAUGUGAUAUUUUUCAUUUUCAAGUAUUUAUGCUAAUUUUUGUGUUAAGCUUGAGCUUGUGUUUGACCAAUAUUCCUUUUUUAUCUGUUUUUUCCCCUAAAUUUUGUAAAAUAAAUAAGAAAAUAUUGUUAUUCCAUGCACAUGACAAAUUAAAGCACCCUUGAGGAUUUUUUUCAACAUCCAUGAAAAAGACUGAAAUUCAUAUUGAUGUUUUUUAAUGAUAUCCAAAAGCACACAACACCAUCAGCAACAUGACUGACGAUUUUUAUAUUGCAAUUUUUAACUCAUGACCACGAUGAGAGGGUGUAGGUGUCCACCCAGCAGCUGAAGAGACAGCCUGUUUUUUAUAAACACCACAUAAAACAGUCACAGUUAAUUACACAAAGUCAGCUGGACUAGAUAUUUUGUCAGAAGGUAAGUUAAAGCAUAGGAAUCACAAAAUAAGUAAAGUCUACUUUGUCCAUAGGGGGGCGCCAGAAUUGAUGCAAAUCAUAAGUUCAUUACAGUUGUUUGAAACACUAGACAGUAAUUGUUUAAGGUUUAAUAUGCUUCAUUUAGAGAGUGUCAAUAAUGCUCAACAGCAGUCACACUGAUGAGACUGCCUGUAGUGUCUGCAGACAACAUAAGUAAACUUUUUUAACAGUCUUAUGAGCGCAGUCAUCGCCAAACUGUUUAAAAUGCUAUGAAUCAGUCAUGUAGUAUGUAUAGAGUGGAAUCUGGUCUUAGUUCCUGAGUGUCUUUGUUAUAACCAACUGUGUUACCAGCUUUUAUGUCACCCAGGACCUGCACUUUAUAGAUAUAUCCCAAACAGCAUUUCUUUACUGUAUGCUCUUGUUACUCUUUGCUCAGAAUGAUCAGCUUCAGUGUUUUUAUAAUUGCUUGACUCUCUGUGACAUUCACUGAAACUUAAAAUGCCCUGUUUAUCAAAAUUAAGAUUCCAUGAAAACAACUAAAAGACAUGUUUAUUCCUCUACUGCAUGUUGUGCUUUUUAUUAGUUAUGAAUAACUUGAAAAGUUUUAUCAUUUUUGUGAGAACAGUGCCGAAAAACAGUAAUCCCAGUCAUAAUACACAAAACUACAUAUAAUUUACAAGUAUGUAGUAUGCACAUUGGCUGCCUAAAUGCAGACUAACUCUGAAAAUGCUGCAGUAUUUGUUGAAAUUCAUGUAAAACAGAGUUGUUUCAGUUGCAAAUUGAAGUGGUUUGAAGAAAAGAUCAUGAUUUGACAUUACCAUAAAUUGUGGGUCAAACAUCGUUAGGUAAAUGAGGGAGCGGGUGUUGCUUUUAUUUCGAUGCCAGUCACAUCCCUGAAACUGUUUUUGCUCCACCAUCUCAUGUAAAAAGAGCGACAAAGGGAGGGCUUGUGCCUCAGACCCAUGUCCACCUAACUCCCCCUCUUUCCUCCUACCAGUCACAUGACUCUGGAUGAUUUCACCCAGUAACUCCCCCCUGUAUCCCACACGCACAUAAAGCCACUCACACUCUCGGCUCUAAGCUAUUUCUGGUCGGUAGUGACCACAGGGGGCUUUAAAAUAUCUUUAAUGAGCAUGCAUGAUUAUGUGUGAACUGUAAAUGUCCACUCCUGCAAAGGGACACCUGUGUUUAUACCCUCCUCUUUAUCCCUCAUGUAGUUUCACAUUUGAGGAGAGGGGGAAUGUUUCUCUGGGGAGUAGGGACAGGUUUUCCUUUUAUGAGUGUGUUUGAUAUUCGGGACAUGCUCCGGCCUUAAGAGCUCCAUGAUUCAUUGCAGGAGGCGACAUUCGCCCCUAGCUGAGAUCCACAGCAGAGACUAAUAAUAGUCUAGCCUGACUUCUUAUCCCAUGUGACUUUCUUAAUGCUACCUUACACCCAGAAAAGUAGUUUUACAAAGAUAUUGACUCUGAUGUUUCCUCUCAUGGAAUAAAGAUAUAAAAGGGCAGCAUCUUUUCGACGCGGCUGACAGUAUCUACGCACAAAAGGCCCCUUUGUUUUAUUAUGAGCCCAUAAAUGGCACUCCUCCAAGUUGGUUCGAGUGAAACUCAUUCUGGGAGAGCAGGAAAGCGUGUGCCUGGUGGUGUUAUUUUGAUUUAUAUUGAUUGGUGCGUUUCCUAGCAUAAGACAUGCCCCUUUGUUUUUAAUGAAAGCUCGCACAGGCUUUUGGGAGACCGAAGCCCGUUUAUACCCUGAAAUGUCUUUAAAUUUUGUGCACAUACUCUCUCUCUGUCUCUGUCUGUCACUGGGCCUCGUGUGUAUGUGUGACUUACUGUAUGUUUUGCUAUCACUUUAUUAUUUAUACCUUGUACCUUUUAAUAGGAAAGAAAAGUUUAUGUUUUGCUUUAAAGCCAUGCCAUUCAACAUUGAUGACACUUUGAUGCCCCUCUCUUUUAACCCAGAUUUUCUCUCUCAAACUCUAUUUAUAAAAAUUUCAUCACAUCCCGGAUGGAGGACGCUGCUGUCACAUGGGGGCACUGUUAAGCUGUAAAUUGCAUCAGAGUGAUAUAAGGCUGUGAUACCCCCACAAAAUGGUUGCAGCAAAUUCACCAAUAAACCUAAGGACAAUUAUAGAUUCCUCCAUUUUAAUCUUUUUUCUUAUACAGCCUGGGAAGCCUGGAAAUAUAUGAUGUCAGUUUGUUUGUGUGUUUACUUAUCCUCACGGACUGUUGCAGCACUUCUCAGGGUGAUGUGUUUGUCAUUAAGCAGACGUGGUGGGGAUGUGUGGGUGGAUGCACGUGCCAUAUGCGCUGUCCCACUAUGACAAUAACAUGUCAUUGUAAUGGCCGGUUUGUUCUUUCUUUCAGGCAUAUGGAAUGUCUGUGCUGCCUUUGAAUCUGAUAAAAGGCACACGGAGCGUGGCGUACGAGCGCCUGGAGAACACAGAGGACAUUGACGACGUUGAGCACCAGAUAGAAAAGCUGAAAUCCAAGGUUGGUUUUAAAACAAAAGACACAAAUCACAGACAAGAUGUGUGGCACUAAGACAUGCAAACACGUGUAAAUUAUUCACAGGUCAUGGAGUAACUUCUUUUAAUAACAGCUGGGAGUGAAAACACACAGAUCGUUAGCAGGAACAUUUGAGUUUUUGUCUUAUUUUUACAGUUCAAUGUUGUCAAGAGUGUAAUCAUGGAUUCGUUGAAAGGCACACAGGCAUCGCCUUCAGCUAAACAGUCCCUCCUACUUAUCUUACUGUCAUGCUUCACUGUCUCCGCAUGCAAUUAUGGAUAGUUAGCAAUGUCCUUAUCAAAGAGUGCCGCACAAGUACAGUCAUGUAGUUUGUGUUAUCAGCAGCGUUUGCCAAUGUCAGUUUACCCCUCCUCCUCCUCUGUCCCCAGCAUCUAUAUAUGUAUUUACCAAUAAGCAUCUGUAACUUUUAUCAGAUCUGACAUACCCAAAAAACAAAUUUUGACUUGCUUAAAUUUACAAUAAUGUCAGAGUUAUAGUUAUUUUACUAACAUAUGUAAGUCAUCGUAAAUCUAUCGAGACGGUUUAACCUUAGAUGCUCUUUCAGAGGUAAACGUACACACACAGGUGUAUGCUUCAUCGAUUUAUUUGGUUGUUUGUUGGUCUUGUCGCCAGUGUACAGAUGGGCGUCCCCUUUCCUCCAGGGACAGACACAACCUGCAGGAGCUGGAGGGUAAACUGCAGGUCCUGCGGCGCAGAGGGAGACACCUGGAAAUUGCAGAGAGGAACUGCUGCACCAAAGUGGGCAGCGCUCUCAGACCGGUCAAGGUGAGACAGAGUUAAGGAGUUAGCUGCCAUUAACAGAGGUAGAGUUUAGAGCGAGUAGAGAUCGUAGAUUAUCAGAAGUUAAAUAUUCAACCUAAUGGAGUUAGCGUUAUGUCUUCUGGCCUUGUUUCGUUUGACGUUAAGGUCAAACCAAGGCAUGAAUCUCUUAAUGUUUCUGUUGUUUUAAAAAUAUCUUGUUUGGCCAAGUGUCAUCCUAUUGUUCAUAUCCUCCAGCUUCACCAUCUCCCUCCCUAUGUGUGUCUUUGUGCUCAACUUUUAAUCUGGACUGCUCUAGAUUUACUUUUAGCUCCACUUUACACAACCGCAUAUUUACUUGAUUCCCAUGGGGAGUCUCUUCACCUAAUUUACUCUGAAGUCUCGCUGGGAGUCUCACAUUUCCAGGCAGGAUGCCAUGUUUCCCCAGGGAUAAACCAAAGCAACCACAAGUUUCUAUUUGAUAUACUUUUUUUUUUUUUUUGACUUGGACCAAUACCUGGACUUCAUGUGCAAUUUCAAAUUGUUUUUCACACGUAUUCAAAUUUGGCCGAGAGGGAUCGGCAGGAGUGGGGUUAUAACACCACUUCUCCUAGAUUGAACAAACGCUGCCACCUUUGGACAUGUUUGUGCACCUCUGUUGAGAAUAUGACUUCUGGCAGUGCGUUUUUCCACCCUCUUAUCCACAGUGAGCACACGGAAGAAAUAAUAGACAGCCAGUCAUGGUGCAAAAUAACAGCACUGAGUUUACAUACCACUAUGAAUGACAAUUGAUAAGCAAUAACUGAACUCUGUCUCAGUACAGCCUAAAGGGACUCAUUAGAUACUAAGUGUUUACAUUGUUCUGUUGCAAAAAAAAUGUACUUAUUACCAUCACAACCAUGAAAUAUUUCUUUUAUAUACAAAUUCCAAGAGCUAACUUCCUUGUUAAGUAAAACCCCUGUGGCAAAAACAUGAUUUCACUCAGUUUUACAUUACUAAGGUUGCAUUUUUGAUUACAGAAAACACUCAUCAAAAAAACACACAUACCACUAAGAAUAAGCUCAAGUGAUGCUUCACUGAUUCUGUUAUUUCAAUGCAAAUGAACAAAAAACUGCCCCAAAACUUGGCUCCAUGGUUUAUGUGAUGGUCAUCUGUCAAGAAUCUCUCUCCUGGUUACCUGGGUGACCAUUCUCGCCCCAUCCAGAUGUGUACAAUUGGUUGGCUCACAAGCAGCGACACUCGCACAUUGUUGAAAAGCGCAGGCGGGGGGUGGGCGGAUGGCUCAUACUGUAGAAACUGUAUGACAGAAAACAUCAGUGCUUUUUCAAACAGUGGCACACCUUGAACCUCAAACAAUCAGAUUGACAGAGUUUGUGUCACAGUUAUAAAACCUAAAAGAAAAACUGCCUCUUAAGGCGCUGUGAGGAGUUCUUCACUGAUUUUGAAUAGUGUCGUUUUUAUACUGAUCUGCACAGGGAAAUUAGAUAAUCAGUGAAAAGAUUGGUUAUUUUUUUAUACUGACUUCUUUUGACUGGUGCCUGUGUGUGGAUUAAUUAAAGAAAAGGCCAAGUUGAUAUUCAGUACCCACCUGAAAGGGUCUUCAUGAUGUCUUUUUUUCUGACACUGAUGCAGAAUAAGCACAGAGACAGCAUUUUCAGAUGGAGAAACUUUCAGGGCUUUACCAAUCUAAAAUGUUGAUGUGAAUGUGUGAGUGCUUUACUGCUCUUUGGAUGCUGAAGGUAAACUCAAUAUCAAUGUCAAUGUCAGCUUUAUCUAUAUGGCAAAUUUAAAACAGCCAGUGGCCUACCAAAGUGCUUUACAGUAAAAUAGCCAGAAACAAUAAAAAUAUAAAAACAAUAAAAGCAUAAUACAUAUAAAACAACAAUAUAGAUAAACAGCAAAUAAAUAAAAACCCAAUAAAAGUAACAAUACUACCCCAAAGGCUACAGUGAACAGGUGCAUCUUUAGAGUAAACUGUGCAUAUUUAUCAUAUUAAGACACUUACUGGGGCACCAGAGCAAACAUCAUGACACAAAGGAUACACCAGGUAAUGCUGAGCUGAUACUUUUGUACUUACAAACAGAAGUAAGUGAGAAUUUACCAAGUUCAAUCGUAGUUUCAUCAUUUUGUUUUUGCAGUAGCUACAAACCUUGUCUUUAACUCAUCAAUCUGCAUCUGCAAGUUGUCUUGUCUUCAAAGGGUUCACCAGAAACAACACAACAUGAAAGUUGUAUAUAUAUAUAUAUAUAUAGUAUACUGUAGAUAUCUACAGUAUACUAUACACAGUAGAUAUACUGUAGGCUACUGCUCUUCACGCUGACAGGAAGGCCGAGUGAUCAAACUCAGACCAGAAAAGCGUUUUCUGCGCCAUCUACAGGAUAAGUUGGGGAACUUUUUAAAUGGCGGAACAUUUUCGAAGUGAAACCGAAUCUUAUUCUACGCAUUUUAUUUCUGAAAAUAUCGGCCAAAAUCGGCGAGUUUUGGCCGAUGACUGUUUAGUCUCAAACUAGCUAAAAUUGGACGAUUUAAUCAGCUCCUUACUGCGUAAAUCUUUGCAGCUUUUAUGGAGUGACUUAUUUACUUCUCUUUUUUUUGUUUCUUGGUGCAUGUUUUAACUACUUUAAUUCUUAAGUGUGCAUGGCAUACCCACACUGUCUGUCCAUACAUGAAAGGAAAAACCACCCCAUACUGUAUUAACAGCAUGUCUCAGUGUUAGAGACAGGAGAAGUUUCAAAUCAUUUUCCUAGUUCACAUUUUACGACCCCACUGCUAUCCAUUUUCCAGUAUUUUACCGCACGGCAGGCAUGCUCAAACAUUUAAAAGCAGUGUCUGUAACAGUUUGUCUCGAACCAAGGGGGCUGUGGCUAAUGACAGUCCCCAGACUCGAAAUUUUAACAGUAAUGAGAUGGGAGAUUUAUUUACUGUAUGCUCAGGCACUGGUGUGGAGUGAUAAGCCGAAGGAUUGCGAUUUCUCCGGAGCAGUUGUGCCACUGUUACUCCAACACAUGCUGUCUUUUUUAUAUCAACCCCAGUGGUGAACAGAAAUGGCUUAUUUAACAUGAUCAGCUACAGUUUCAAAGUGCACAGACCUCUGAAACCAUAACUUUGUUUUUUUUAGUAGGAUCUCAGAUGAAGGAAAAAAGCCGGUUAGUGUUUUUAAUGAAUAAUUUAUAAUGCAACACCAUUCUCUUUGUUUAAAACUCAGCUGCUUUAUCAUUUAAACUUUUGUUGUUUAUAUUCCUAAGCGUCCAUUUUCAUAAUAUUUUCUUCUGACAGCAAAGACUUUAGUUGCAGAACUAAGUUUGGCAAUCUCUCUGCUUUUAUAACAAGAUUUAGGCAGUUUAAUAAGAGCAUUUAAAUAAUUGCAUUCCUCUUAGCUUCCUGUUUUAGUUGUUUAUAUCAACAUUUAAUGAUGACGGGGUGUUAACUGUAAUUUUCUUGAUUGUAAUUUAAACCGAAGUCAAUUAGUAAAGACUCCAAAUGAUGUUUUUUCUACACUAGUGAGGUUAAAUUGUGUAGUUUUGUUUCGCUGAUUACUUCCUUUUUAUCAUAAUUGUGUUGACCUUGAUAUAGCAAUGUCAAUGAGAGUGACAGUGAGAAACUAAAUAAGCCAAACACAUUUAUUUAUUUUUUUCUUUUUAUCUCAUCAUUCAUCCUAAAAAAAAAGCCAGCACUUUAAUUAGUGUGCUUACAAGCAAGACUGUGCGACACAUAACCGAUAAAUAAACACAUUUUUAAUAAAUGUUCAUAAUUUCCUAAUGUGUUCGUCUCCCGCUUCAUCACUUCUGUUGGUACAGAAUAUUCUUGCCAUAAGGGCUCCUUGAAGGAAAGCAGUUGAUUGGGUUUAUUGCCUUUUUGGCUGCCACCCACCUUUUGCCUCCCUGGUUGAAACCUCCCCGCUCUGUCUGGAUUGUGCCAUUGCUUCCCCCCUGUCACCGCGGGCAACAGUGCCAAACUGUGCCCGGCCGAGCCAUAUGGUCUCUCCUUGACAGAGGAGAUGACAGGAAGGUGAUCCAGUGGACGCCUUUGAAAACAAACCUUUUUUUAUUUUUGGUUCAGUCGUGGGAUUUACUGUAAGCCCUUUUGUUGUGGGUACAUAUCAUGGUGCAGUGUUGUUUUUUUAUUUAUUCUGUUUUGUUUUCUCUGCAGAUAGUGUUGGGUAUUUUCUUUAUCCUGGUUGCUCUUCUCUUCACUGUUGCCCUGUUCAUUUCAAAGUAAGUUAAGAUCACUCUCGACACAUAACAACUAUUAAAGAUGAUUCAUUGUGCUUCAAAUUUAUACCGAUGUUUAUGUUGUUUUUGCAUGUUUCAGUUUGGACAAAGCCCUCCACUCUGCUGGCAUCAGCUCCGGGUUCAUAAUCUUUGGCACCAACCUCACCAAUCCUCUGAACGAACUUCUAUUAGCCUUACAACCCGUGAGUAUCCUUUCAUCUGUCAUGCUGAAAAGAUUAUUAUCCUCAAUUAAGAUAUGCUUAGAGCUAUAUUUUCCUGUUUCCAUCAUCAUUAACCUAAAUGAAGCGUCAAUUAAAAGCUUUAUUCUUGGCUAUCCUUAAAUGCACUUGUGAAACUGUUAACUUGAAGUGCAUGUGCUCCGGCGGCACACUGCAGGAGCUAUGUAAAUCACAAAAUCCUGAACUGCAGAAAAAGCCUCCUCAUACAUUAAAUGAGUCAUUUUGAGUUAAAUGUUGUUUCAUUACUUUUAAAUAAAGUCUGACAGGUUCCACUUAUAUUUUAACAGAGGCUAUAAGAUAACAAAAUUGCAACCAUAGAAAUCCUACCCUCAUGAGUCACGCUCACAAGUGCAGUUUGCAUACCACAGUAACUUCAGAAUAAUUGCAUUUUCAAAGGGAGCAGAGCCGAGAUAAAAAUUCCUACCUGACAAGCACAUUAAACACUCCUGUAAGUGGGAGCAUAAUAGAUGUCAAAAAGAAAGGAUAAAGAUUAGUGACUUAACUCCAAAAUGAUUAAAUUAACACCUUUUUGACUCCGUCUUGUAAAAAAUAUGAACUGUAGCUGAUAAAACUCAUUCACAAGACCAUGCAGGAUGAUGCUCAAGUGACUAUUCUGUAAACCGUAAAGAUGCUGGUAAUCUGUGAGAUGGCAAAAGUGGAAGCUGUAAAACAAAGAUCCCUAAGCUACUCUGGACUCUACCACCAGGUCCUCUGUAGCAUCCCUAAGACAAUGUCACACCAGACCUAAACCAGAUACAUGUUCAGUCCAUUUCUGCCCUGAUCAGGUUUGGCUUGGUGCCUCCUCAUCUGUCACCACCCACCUGCUGCGUUUUUAGACAGCAGCACCUGCCAGCUGGAGUCACAAGACGACCAUCCCUGCACCCCAAUCUGUAAAUGCUUUUCAAAAUACAUCCAAAAACGGACCAGUUCAGACAGGCUUUGGUUCAUUAUCCCUCUUCUGUCAUAAAUACCUGUUUCUAAUAUCCAAGGGCUGUGUACCUAUAGCUGUGGUUCAUGUAGUUCUGGCACUUGUUUACAUAUAUGUUUUAUCUAUGUUGACUUAUUUACAAAGGAUUAUCUGUCUUAAAUACAGACUCAGUGGUCUUCUUACUUCAUCAUGAGCUUUGACACUGCCUACCUGUUGACUCAAGUUCUGGUUGUUCUUGCUGUGACCGUUUGAUGGUAUAGUUCGGUGGAACUUAAUCCGGCGCCAACACAGUCAGGGUACUUUAUUCUGAAAGUUUUAAUGUUGCCCUGGUGUCUGGCUUUCUGUCUCCUCCCAUCUGCCCUGUGCUGGUCAUGCUCAUGUAUCCAGCAAAUAUGGAAGUCAUGCAUACGUGCUGCAGAAGGCCUAAAGUGUCCAGAAACACAACCCUGCACAACCAGCAGAAGCAAACAAACUGACUAAAGUUGAAGUUAGGGACGGACCAAACACAGAUGGUGGAAGUUUUCGGUGUAGUUACUAGAUCAUAGAUAGUUAAGUCUUUUAGAAAUGAAAUGACAUUUUCAUUCAAGUUUUUAUUAUUAUGUUAGUCAUACAGGGAAAAAAAUUGAGUACUUAGAGCCGAUUUCAGAAGUUACACAAAAUAAUGCAUCAAAAAACUCUAAGCCUUCCUGUUCUUGCCUGCUGUUUUGAUAAAGUGGCAUUUAAAUGAAGUAAAACUUUUGUUAAUCAUCUCCCAAACUGAAAAACUAGCACUGAGCUUUGAUCACAUUACUUUGUUAGAAAUAUAAAUUGUUUUUUACAGAAAUGAAAUGGGAUUGAAAAGCUUAAAAGUCCAUAAAAGCUUAAUUCUGAUGCUGUCACCUAGAUGUAAGUGGUUGCCAAGAAUGAGACUUUUCAUCUCCCUGCUCUUGGAUUUCAUCUUUUUUGCCACAAUGAACCCUUCGGAUUUAAAAGCUGGUGCUAUCAGCAAUAUGGUUGGCUGAGCAAAAUUUAUUAGAAAUUUUUAAGAGAUAAGAUAAACUUUAUUGAUCAUCCACUAGGGAGGAAAUCUUCUUUCUCCUUUUUUAAGUUGUGCACCAAAGAGACUGACAGAAUUUUGUUACACUUCCAUUUCUUCUUCCCUCCGAGUGAAGUUUAUUGCCGCAGGUCUGGACACCGAGCAGAACAUCCUCUGUUGAACUUAAUAUUCUGCUGCAGGGGUUGGAGGGAGAAAUGACUGACAGCUCAGACCAUUAAAAAAUUGGCCCAGAGAUAGUGGCAUUGAUUAAACGUCUAAGACCAGUGUUUAGAAGAAUGACCCUGCUAUUUAAAGAAUUAAGUGCACCGUGCCAAAAAUGGAAACUGAUAUAGGAUCAAGUUUUAGGUGAAAUCGUGUUCACGGAAACUCAUCUUAGAUGUCUCUGCUACAUGUACUGUGCUUUUUUGUUCAAACUAAACCUCACCAGAAGCCCAACAGUACAGCAGUUCAGAAAUACUUAACAAACAAUAUAUUCUGAUUGGGAAUGCAAAUAAUCCAUGACGUUGUUAACAAUCCAUUAUUGAUCAGAUCAUUUUCCUGUAAUUGCAUAUUUUUACAGCAACAUACAGGACUGACUGAUGGUUUUGCAAAGCGACAGAACAAAGAAGAUGUAUAAAUUGUUAAACAUGUAAAGCAAGCUCAUAACAAUAAUUUCAGCGGCUGAAUAGUCAUACAAAACGAGGCUCAAACUACUUAAUAUGGAGUUGCUGCAACACCAGAAACGAUCUAAAAUAGGCCAAUUCUAGACUCACAGUAUCCAGUUCUGUGCAUAUGUGUUCUCAUUGAUAAAAUAAGCUUGUCUACACAGUUCGGUGUCAGACAAGAACACAGCUGGGUCAUAAUCAGUCUGGCGGCAGAAAACUCACGCUCGGGAGACGUUGAUGUUGCUGGUGUGCAGAUACAUGCCGGCCUUGUUGGCGUUAGGAAUCACUCUGCAUUGAUUUUUCACCCGUCUGUCCGGUAAAAAGUUUCUCAAUCUGCGGCUGUUGACUUAGUGUGUGCAGUACUUGGUACCCAUUGAAACAGGCUUAAAACACUACAAUGACAGGUGAAUGUUAAAUAAAACUAUAUUUAUUCAACUCUAUCUUUAUGUAUCACAAUUAAUUACCUUCUUACAGAGUUUUCUAUGCUGCAUACUCUGUCCAAUCAAAGACAGGCUCUGCUGUCUCAUGUCAACACAAUCCAGUCAAUAAUCGUACAUGCUCAUUAACAUCUGGGUCACCAAUGUAAAGCUGUUAUGAAGUUUAGUGUAAGGGUGCAAAGGGGUAAUGACGGUAGAGGUUUGUUGUGACACUGCAGAUGGAUCGCAUUGUAAGUGGGGCCUCCAUGCUUGUAGGUUUGGGUGCCUUCGGGUACACCAUGUACUAGAAGUCACUGAUUACUGGAAGAUCAAACAUAAAAAGUCAUUUAAUUACACAACCUAUGACCGUUAUUUCAUUUUCAUCUUUUCAAUCUAACAUUACUCUUUACUGAAAACAUGCUGAUUAUUUUAGGUAACAUUCUGACUUGGCUUUUAACACGACUAGUGUUGAUGCAAGCUGGAGGAGAUGGUUACUAUAGUAACAUGGUUAGAUUUUUUCUCCUCUGGAAAGUAGUAGAAGAAGAGCAGGAGAAAGUGAUGAAGUGUUCUGAAGGUUUUUAAGGUGAGUGACUGAAAGCUCAGACAGCAGGGCUCUAACUUUUGACUGUUACCCUGAAUGUCACAUUAGAUGUCAAAAAGAGGCACAUCCACCGCGCUUCCCUUCAGAUGCAUUACAGUAAUAACAGGAUAAGCAAACCCAUUUUACAAAUCUUGCAGCUGGUCCUUUCCUUUGCCGUGCAGUUUUAGCAGAUGACAGUGUUGAAUUGUUCACCAUUAUUUUGCUAUAUUUUGUUUCCCUGUCCUGUCCCGGUCUCUGGAAGUGCAACUCUCAGCAAAGAUAACACUGUUGUUUACUAUUUCUACUAUGUUUGCAUUAUUUAUUCAUUUAUUUUUCUGCGACUAAGCUGAAGAGUCCUGCUCCUUAUUUUUCUGCAUUAAUCUUGUAAAACCAACAAAAAAAGUUCAAUAAUCAAAAACUCCUCACAUUAGUGUCUGAAUACUUUGCUGACUCUUAGAAGCUUUGGCAGGACCAGCUGAUAUUGUAAUAGUUGCUCAUUAAUAACUUGAAGUAUCCUUGAGGAGUAACAAACCUUUAUUCGGCUCUUAAAGCUGUGAUGAAUUCAGUUACAUAAAAGUUAGUUAUUCAUUGUUGGUCAAUGUCAGGUCUCUGUAAAUGAUAAACCAAAGAGCUUUUUGUGUCCCUGAUAAGUGAUGUAAGAAACCUUUAGCGAUAUAUCAGCGCUGCAUUAAUAGUAUUUAAACUGCUUUCUUGAUUAUUCAAUUAAUCAAGGAAGAUUUCUACGUUGUAUGUGCGCUUAUGCAACAUUUGGAUCUAUUCAUGAAGAAGUAGUUUAAUUUUGAUUUUUUUUUCCCACAAAAUUUUUAUCAUGGGGUUCGAAAGAAAGCUUUUUAUUGAUGGUGAUGCAACAGUAUAUUCAAGAGGCCACUGACACGAUAACAGCGUGUUUAACACUAGUCUGAGUUAGGAAGGGUGCAACUAUGUAAUGUGAAAUGCAAAUUGCAAAUGUUUAAACCCAUAGAGAUAUGAUGCAUCUACUAUAUAUCUAUAUUUGAUAUGUGAUGCUUGAUCUUGGGUGAUCUGUAUUUUAAGGGUAAUGCAUCGCCCCGCAUAUCCAGUGUUGCCAAAUUAGCGACUAUGUCACUAGAUUUAGCGACUUUUCAGACCCCUCUAGCGACUUUUUUUCCAAAAAACGCCUAGUGACAAAUCUAGCGAUUCUUUUCUAGAGUUUGGAGACCCUAAAAUGAAAGCAGGUAUCGAUGUUACUCUUCUCAACAGGUAGAGGGUGUGCACUGAAAAUACCUACUACACAAACAUACAGACACACACUAACACUGCGAGGAAAACUCCUCCUCCAGGGGGGUUAAACUUAAAAAUUAGGCAAAUUAGACAAUUGCGUCUUCUAGCGACUUCUAGGAUCACCACUAGCAACUUUCCUUACUGAGGAGUUGGACCUGUAAAUGUUUUGUGCUUUUCAAAAAUCAAAACAUAAAGAGUUUGAGACAUUUCCAUAUUAAAGAUGUAGCUCAUCCCUGUCCGUCUGAUUUCAGGUUUUUCCACUGGAUUAUAUCCUGAUCACAGUCAUCACUAUGUACUUCGUGGUCACAUCCAUGGCUGGCAUUCGCAACAUGGGCAUCUGGUUCUUCUGGAUAAGGGUGAGUAAAGACUCCGCUACGACCUUCUUUUGAAAUGUACAAACUGACCAUUGAUUUCCCAUAAUGAUGUUCUUCUUCUCAGCUGUAUAAAAUCCGACCUAAGAGGACUCGCCCUCAGGCUCUCCUUUUCCUCUGCAUGAUCCUCCUCUUGAUCGUCCUUCACACCAGCUACAUGAUCUACAGCCUGGCCCCACAGUACGUCAUGUACGGCAGCCAGAAAUAUCUUGUACAGGUGAGGAGAAACAAACAUGCAUUUUUGAGUAUUUCUCACUUUUCUCAGUCUUGUUGCAGAGAGCUGAAACUGAAGAUGGUGCCAUUACGAUGGCCAGUCAGUGAGUUCAAAUCACUCGGGUCUGUCCAGGUGUAGGCAGCAGAAUGGUCCCUACAGGCUGGUGGAGGGGCUUUUAGAGUCUUGUUCUUUUUGGAUUCUGUCUAUUUGUAUUAGACUGUUUGGCUAUCACUGUGUGGAUCUGUUGUUUUGACAGUCUACCCUCCGUGCCAUCAGAUGUACCUCUGUUCUCUCUGCUUCUCUCUGCCUAUGUGUGGGUGUGUGCAAGUAGUUUAGAUGCACCACGGUGUCUAUGCUUUGUCUCAAAAAUCUUUCAAACAGCAUAAUUAAAAUAAAACCAGGUGUUGUUUUGUGCUGGAACAUCCAUUUUUUUAAAUGAGAGAAAAUAACCUUUAUAAAAGCUGCUCUUUUGGUCUUACUGGGAAAAUGUGGUUCAUUCCUCUCUGCUCGUGUGUUUUCACUGCAGUUAUGAUCUCAGUGUCAUUUAUACCAGCGGAUCUUUUACAGUUUAGCCUGCAUGAAGUAGAUAUUAUCAGCUCAGACUCAUAAUUAGGUUGUUUUUAACACCUUUUACCUUCUUCUUAGUAAGAUUAUGCUUUAUAAUAGUAAUAAUUUACAUGUUAAAUCUCUUAUUUUUGGGUUUAUUUUUAAUUAAAAACUCUAUAUUGAAGUCUGAAUCUGAAUUCCAUCCUAUUUUUUAAUUUUUAUAAAGCUAAACUUCUCCAAAGCUACACAGUUUUGCACAAAAUAAGUAGUUAGUGGUGUUUCUUUGCUUAACAUACACCUGCUUUUUGUGUUUUUGAUUUCAUCAGAUGCCCUCAGCAGGCUCCGCAUCUGGGAACACUACUUCAGGCACCACGAGGACCUGUGAUGCAGCCGCGCCCGAGGGUAAGUCUGUCAUCUCUGCGAGCACAGUGAGGUAGCACAGGUCCAGCAGUGAGACGAUGGAGGAACUUACAAAACAUCAUCAAAGAUUUAUCCCUCACAGGUGGAGUCCAGACUGGCAUAAAGGAAGGACAGUGUACAACACAUCCUGGACUCUGUUCAGUAAUCUUAAUCUCUGUUUAUUAUUCAUUAGAGGGAAUAAGUCCAAGGACAAACAUGACUAAUAGCCUCUAACUGUCUCCAGGUCGAUGCAUAUUAUAGUCAAUCAGCCUUGAAAAAGUUCUAUGUGAAUUCACAUCAUCCAGUGAUGGUAACAGUGCAGAGAUUUAUUCACUUUCUGAAUGCUCAGGUACGGCUGUUGUAGGUGGUGGAGGAGAUGUAAUAUGAUUCUCACAAUGCUUAACAAAGUCCUAUCCAUCUGUUGACAGCUCUCUUUGUUCACCUAUUCACAUAUGCAGACAUACACUACAUACAUACGCAUUCACCUGCUCUAUCUUACAUCCCUCCCUCCACAUUUACUCUCAGAUCACAUCAUAUUCAGACUUCAUUUGAGACUAUUUGACAUCAUGAAAAUCAGGACGAUGACACACGGAGCUGCAAUUAAAGACGCUAAUCUGUUGGAAGUUAUACACUGUAAUGUAUGUAGAAAAACAGCAAAUGUCAUGUAAAAAUUCUUGCAAUUUUUGUUUUUACAAAAUCUAUGGUUGGUCCUCUUUGUUGAGAAACCAGACAGAGAAGUGCAGUUGAUGUCACUUAGUUUGCUGCAGGUGUCAGCACUCCAAGUAAUCAUGUGGCAGGGCAGAGAGCUCUCAGAGCAGAGCUGUACAAAUAGCCAAAUAUAACUAUUGCAUGAUCAUAAUUAAUUAUUAUAAAAUUUAAUGAAGUAAAACCCAAACAUUGUAUAAAUUAAUGUUUUUAAUUCCUUUACUUUGCUGUUUCAGACACUACACAUAUCUGAUUCUCGGGCUGCAGCACACUGAAUUUUGUGUGGAACACUAAUGUAUUAUCAAUUUUGACAUCUCAAAAGCAUCCCCAAAACAAUCCCUGUCAAUAGCAACCAAUACCUGCACAUCAUGUAAUUCAUUUUGCACAACCACUGACACUAUCUGCAUGUGAUCCCCUUCAAAAACUCAUCUUUUAUUGUCCUGGUGGACUACAUUAAUACAUCAGUGUUCUAUCCCAACCCUCCUACAAUACCAAUCCAGUUUCCCACACUCUCUCACAGACUCAUGCCCACACAAAUGCAAACUAGGGGUGUGAGCACACUGCGAAACUGCCAUGUGGACAGAAGGAACCAGGGAUUGAAUCACUUAACCCUGUAAUUAGUGGACCUGCUGCGACACAGCAGCCACUUCUCUGUCUACUCACCUUGAAAAUGACAAAGCAGCCUUGAUUUAUUUAUCACUUUACAAGGAGUUUGAGAUGUAUGUCCAGGGUUGUUAUUAGUGACAAUAUCAGCAAUAAUGUGUCAAAAGUUUGGACCUGUUGUGUCAGGAAACUUAAGGAUGACAAUGAGGAGUAUAUCUGAAUACAGUGAAGGUGUUAGAGAUCGCCAUUAUUGACUCGGUUUUCAUGAAUAAUUUCCAGUUCAUCCAACAGUAGUGAAAAUGCAUUUAGACAGGGUAAGACAGGCAGAAAAUAGAAAGAUAAAGCCGAAGCAGGAGAGUAAGUGCAAAGAUCAAAGCAGAGAUAUUAUUUGUUUACAAUAAUCUGAUCUGCAGAUGCGUACAUUUAGUUUCUAGCUUAACUGUUUUUCCCACGUUGAAGCAAAUAUGCUUUACCCAAAUUAAUUGGCUGCUAGCUGCCUUGAGUAACCUUUAAAGUUAAUGUUGAAUCACACUGGACUUGCAGUUGUAUUGCAUUGAUAGCACAAGGGGAGGGGGGCAAACUGUUAUAUGGAGAUGUGUGAAAGAUAGCGCUGCAUUUUACUCAAGGUUCAAUGCACAGAGUAUAACAUUCUCCUCGAUCCAUACUUCGAUAAUGCAUAUUCAAAGCCACGUGCGCUGACACACUAUUUGUCAUGGGGCGCUGGGUAUUUUUCUCUCUGAAAAUGUGGUCCCUCACUGUAUGCCUCAUUGCAGUAGUGUUUUUCUCUAGAUAGUAUCUCUUAUAGCCCACGCAAGGAAGCUGUGAUGUCAGUUAAGGACAGAUAGCGUCUAAAGUUUUUCGCAUCAGACUCUCAGUGGACCUCACAGUUAUUUGUCAACAGAACUACUGCACAAAAGUGUCAUAUUCCCUUUAUUUCUGCCUAUCUUUUAACUUUAUGAUGUAAACAGUCCCACAGAAAUGCACAAAAUAAGCUAUAAAGAAGCAGUGCGUUAUUUUACAGAUUAAAUUGCGAUUACAAUGUGUGUGAAAGCGUUAAUCCAUCGCUGGACAUCUAUACAAUUGUCAAUCAUACAACCUGGAACUCGCCAUGACGCGACUUUUUUUGUUGCUUGACUCGAGAGCAGUCUCUAGUUUUCAUAGCUCAUCCACAAUGGGUCUGUCAAAUAUCACGCUCACUUGAGCAAAGAACUGUUCCUGCUAUUAGUAGCUCCUUAUCCUGCUGCUGCUGUGAAUAACUAUGGCCACACAGUCAUACAGAUGAGUGACGUGGUGCAGAGCCUGCAUGCACAAGCAGUGCAAGAUGAUGAGCUCACAGUUAAUUAGAAGUUAAUGUUACAGGGUUAGUGAUAUUAAUUUAACUGUUAGCAUAUUCAUAAUAGUUGAUGACAUAAAGUAAGUGAAGUGCAUUUGUUUGCAAAGAAUAAGCGUGUCACUCCACCUCUACUUCUGCUGCUGUCAGAGAUUUUGAUUUGAAAGUCUAAAACAGAGUUACAAACCAAAAUGAUUAAAAGUAUUAUUGAAUUUUUUAAAAUGCAUCUGUCUGGUGUACUUAAACUCCAAAAUGUAUCACAUAAAGAAAAAGUAUUGCGACAUUAGUUUUUGUCUUAUAUUGUGCAGCUCCAUUCAGACACUGAAGCCGGUCUCCAAACUUAGUGGACAGCUAGUUGGCAGUGUCACACACUUUGACACAAUGGACCGCAGUGCUGCAGUGACCUGAAUGACUCAGACCAUGAUUAUCUAUAGUUACAGCUUAAAGCUCUUUUUAGUUUAGUUGAUGUCCAUCUUAUAGUUUAAAGCGAAUGGACCAUAUUUUAAUAGUUUCCAUCUUCUUGUGACGUCAGGUUGCCAUGUAUCCUGAGUAAUUGUGGUCAAUAAGUGGCUCUAUAAAGUGGGGACUUUCAGCCUGUUACUAUGACAACCACCACAUCAUUUAGGUGAAAGUCGCUAGUAUACAGGGUUGCUAUUAAAGCCAUAACUACUGUUGUCAUUAUACGUUGGCUAAAGCGCUGUCAGGUGCAUUUUUAAACCUGAUCUCUCUCAUGUGAAAUGACGACAAUAAGUCUGAAUAUAACCUGGAGCAUCGUGAUGACAUAUGAAAGCAUUGUACAGGAUGAGCGCAGGGCUUGAAGACCUCCAGCACAGUUUCCGGAAAUCCGGCUAAGAAUUUUUUUUUUCGAAAUCAUGUCCAAAAAAAAAAAAAACCCUAGUUAGUUAGAUCUGAAUAUGAGUGGUAGAGGACAGCAUUAUGCUUGAUAGCGUACAUCCUGCCGGAGAAGAGGAAGAAGAGCCUGAAGAAGAAAAAGACGCAUCAGCGAGCGGCGAACAGCAAAUUUCAAACAAUGGAUGCCAGGUACAUCAAUCCAAGAGAGGAAAUGACAAUAUUAGAGGCUGGGCUUGGGUUGAAAAGGCUGGAAAAAAAAGGAAAGCCUCACAGUAGCUGGUGCCGCAAACUGAAAGAUCCAGGUGCUUGUUUUUGUGUGUCGUGCGCCGGAAAGCUUAUAAAUGGCAGCAGUGGGAAAAAGUUCGGUAAAGAUAUUCACAGAUUUGGAAUUCCGGGAUCAAUAACUCUGAGACGAAAUGUUGUCUAGACACAAAUGGUGCGUCUUUCAUGUCGUAAUAGCAGAGACUACUAGCUACAAGAAUCAAAAAACGAUUUGUGUGUUACAAAAACAAGCCGUUCUUCGAGCUGGAUGAAUAAUACUGAUCUCUAUAUGCAGCCAGUCGCUGGGCAAGUGUGCAGGGAUCGUCUGCAAAUUACAAUACAAUGGCAAGACGCUAAAAAACAAAAAUCAAUAGCUCCACUGUUACACAGUAGAGACCCCAAAAUCUCUAAAAGGAAAAUGAAUAGCUCCACUGUCAUAUGGUCCCCCCACCCCUGCAUAAAAAUUUUCAGGCACUGGUCUAUUAGCUGCUCAUUUUGAUCAUUUGCUGUUAUAAAUGUCAAGAAAGACCAUUUCUUUAGGCUGCUGCUGUUGAUCCUUUGUUCUGACUCCUACCCUCUCACAGCAGGUUCAGUCUAAAGAGUGUCGAACAGUAUAGAAAUUGCCAGACCUGCUGCUGAUGGUCUAGAUUGGUCUUUUAGGUAACAAAGACCCCCCAAGAUCAAUUUCAAUCAGUUUCGUGACUAGUUAAAAACUCCCUACUGUGUCUUUAAUAUGAUUCAUAAUGACAUGAGCAACACCGUGGAUCUAGAAAGAACCAGAAGGAUUUAGUCAGCCUUCAGUAAUGGGUUGAGUUAAUGGUUUGUCUCCAUGGUGGGCUUGUACAAUAUGGAAGUACUUCUAAGGUAAUAUCUUUGACAUUUGAAAGAUGUGUGUCCCUAUAGCCUCUCUACUCGUUUCUAUGAAGCCUCUCACAAAAGGCAGUAAAUGCUCAAGGGAUGCUAUUUUCACGGCUCAGCUGUGAUUUGAUACACGCAUUAACACUCAUGACCAAUCAAAUUAGAUCUCAUUACACAUAAAAGCUGAAGUAGAAGCAUCAAGUGCUUGUAGAUCUUCCCUUUUCUUCUCACUAUGCUGCCCACAUGCUGUAUGAUGACAAGAUGAUGACAGGGGAUUUGUUUAAAAAGUUAAAUUUAAAAGAAGUAGAUAUCGAAUAGGGCAAAAUUAAUUAUGAUAGUUUUCAGUAACACUUUCCCUUUGCAAUUAAUGAGGUUGCAUUUGAUUAAACCGUCUGUGUUUGCACAUGACAGUAAUGCUGCCAACAUACAGUAAUUACACGAGCUGACAAUCUCCCUUAAUACUCUUGUUUACACGACAAGACAGUGAGUGUUUUGUUAAUAGAUAGGAUUUUCUUUGUUUGGAUGUUUGUUUGUGCCGCAACCACUAUCACCAUAAUCCGGACCUGACUUUGCAUCACUUUGUCGGGUUGUUUUUGCAGAUUGUUUCGCUGUUUUUUUUUAAAGAUUAAAAAAAAAAAGCUGAUGAAGAUGAGCUGGGUAAAAAUUAGCGGCAUUGUUCAAAUAUCUACAUUCUUGGUGUGAUUUGUGCAUUCAUACGCACAUGCUGGCCUCCUAAAGUGCUGCUCUAGUAAUAAAUGUGUGUUGCCUAUGACACCAGGACAGAAGCCAAAAGUAUUUUUACUUUUGCUUUUGACCAGUUAAGGGAAACUGGUCCUAUUCUGGCCUCUUGGAAAUGCUUUCAUAACAGCCGUUGUACCUCCCACCAUGAAGAGGAGGAAGUAUCAAGCAGAGACAACACAUGCAACUGAGAGGGAAUACAAUCAAAAGCUUAUCGACCGAUGUACCGCAGGAAGUAGCAGGUGAAUAACUUCAUUUGUGCCAUGAGGGAGUGCAACUCUGUCUUCCUAAAUUUACAUAAUGCAGAGAGAGUACCUCAUGAACCCUGCAGUGGUUAAAAGCUAAGAGAGAGCGAUGGCUGAAGAGGACUAAAUGGCUCUGUGCCAGUCAACCAACCAACCAGCUCAUCCAAAUAAAUGGACUUCACUUGUCUGUGCUUUUAGAUCAUUUUUCUACCAUUUCCUUUUUUUUUAUUCUAAACUUCAAUCUGAAAAGUCACAAUGAUGAAUCAGACCCAAUACUAAAGAUAAAAACCACAGGGGGAGUUUGCUCAUAGUAAAUCAAAACACUGCUCUUAUGGAGUUUUGACACUUGGGACGUGUUGUUGCUAAAAUGCAUCUGUUGCUGUUACUCAGUAUCAUUAAGUCUACUUGAAUGGUGAGUCACGGAUUUUGUUUUUAAAGAAAAUACAAAGGAAUUGUAUCAUUAGUGCAAAAAGCACAGGUUUUCUUGACUGAAAGGCAACUCUGUUAAAACCCAUGAGCCUAACAUUUUUGUUGAUUUUUUUCUUCAUUAUCCCUGAAAUGAAAUCUGAACAGAAUCAAACAGAUUUCAGCUCAUUGUCUUCUGUGAUUGUAGGUGGUUAGUGAACAACUUCAGGAAAAUCUGACUGGAUUUAGGACUUAAGGAAAGAGAGAAAGAAAGAAAGCUGCUUUUCUUUUGUCUUAUUCUUGUAAAGGUGCAGUUCGUAGUAUUUGGGGGCAUGAUGAUUUCCAUUUGCAUUUAGCAAAAUUUACAAUGUGCAGUUUCUGUACAGAUGUGUAGCUCUUUUUCUUGUACCAUCUGUUUUUACUUUAUGCACCUCAUGCCUUUCUGUCUUUCUGCAGGCUAAGCUGUCAGUACUGUAGUUAAAUUCACUAAGUAUACUUACCAUUUCUGUAAAUGCAUGAUAAUGAUCUAAUGAGGGAGAAAAUGAAUAGGUUAUUACGACUUACUGGUACAUUCGUCAUUGCGGAGUAUAAGAAGCAGCCAACCUGUUUGAUAAAAGGUUUUCAAAGUGUGUCUCACACACUGCAUUAUACAGUUCUUCAGAUUUCUGCAAGUGUAUUUGUGUUUCUAGUCAAAAUGUCUCAUUAUGCUCAAUAUAAGACUCAUUUAUUUCAUGACAAGUUCAAAAAUAAAACUUAUUUCAAGGUAAUAAAAGACAAAAUAGGGCCCUGAAUUGCUUGUAAGAAGUAAAAACAUCUGCCAACGGAGCAAAACAAAUUUUCUGGAAAUGCAAUGUAAUGCCUAUUUCAUGAAACUUUUCCCUGCUGUUGGCAGAUAUAUUUCUGCUUUUUAAAAAGAAAAUCUUGCUUUAUUUUUGACUUUCCAUUUCUUGAAAUAAGGUUUAUUUCUGAACUUGUCAGCUGAAUAUGUUUCAUGCAAAGUUGGAUUUGAUACUUGGGCUAGAAAUUGAACAAAUGCACUUGCAAGUAUUUGAGUUUCGCAGAUUUUCAGUGCUUAGCUAAGUAAGAUAAACUUGUAUUCAUCCCACGGUUGGAAAACUACAAGGUUUUGUUGACUGUUUCUGUAAAUAAUAACUCAGCCGCUCUGUAUAAUAUUCAUAUAAAUGUUCUCUUGCCAUGAUUCCCAAACUUAUUUUGCAGACAUAAGUUAUAUAAUCCAAGAAAAGCCUGUACAUCUUGGUAUUCAUAUGGUGGUUGUACUCAAGUAACUCUGGAUUGUUUUGCAGCAGCGUUGAAUCCAGCAGUGAACUUUAUCUGCAGCUUUUGCAAAAAUAGAUAUAACGUUCUUUAUGCCAUGUCUCCUGGGAGAACAGAGAGUGUUACUGUAGAGUAGGAAUCUGCUUCUGUUGAAAAAUGUCAUCAGGUGUGGAAAAGUCUCUGGAAGGUCAUCACUUUGUAAUAACCUUUAGUACGACACUUGAUCAUGAGACAGCUGAGUAAGAAGAGAGUGGGAGUCAAGCAGGUGACUGAUUGGCCGGUCGGUCAUGGUGGUCUAAUGACACCAACAUCUUGUGAGCAGGUACUCUGUGUCAAGCUCUCCAUUAUCUCCCCUAAGGUCAUUAUAGCGUCAUUACUCAUUUACCCAGUAUAAUGGAAGUGAAUCCAGAGGAAUUAGUCACCAUGGCCCCAGACAACCUGAAACUUGAAGUCCUCUUCAGCAGGUGAUUGAAGACCCGGUUUAAGAGGAUUUUAAAGAAAGAAGUGUCUGAGUAUUUAUUAGAGUUCUGAUCUGAAUUUAGGCUUCACAUUUAUAUGAAUAAAGCUCAAUUCAGCUGCUGUGUAUUUAAGCUGGGAAGAAGAGUACUUUUCAUUAUGCAUCCAGUCUUUUCCUCUUUACACACACUUGAACCAUUUUUGCCUUUAACCUAUCUAUAUUUGCUUUAAUGUAGUCACACUCUCAGUUCUUUGAAGUGAUGUGAAAGAUAGAUAGACGUCAGCUAAGUCAAAAUUUUUGAGCCCUAACAUUAGAAGUGUUCUAAGACUAAGGAUGCCGUUACAGAGGAUUUCUUUCCACCUGUAUUUGCUCUCUACUCCUUCUUCCCAUAGACUGUAUAUACUAUUGACAACUUGACUCCGCCUUCCGGCAUUUUACGAAUUCGAAGCCAAAUUGCUCUCGGUCCUGCCCUCCUUCACCUCUGAUUGGCUAGAAGUGCUGGGCUCCGAUUGGUUAUUCCUAAUGGCUGUGAAAUGUCAUUGUCUGUCAGGUUAGGGGUAGGGUUAGGAGAUUCAGAAGUGCGAUGAUGUUCUGUUGGAUGCACAGAGCCAACAGCCUGUGUUUGGCUUGAGCGUGUGAUGACGUUUUCAGCUUUCCUAGCCAAUCAGAGAUGCAGGAGGCGGGACUUUCUCCUACCGUUCUACAAAAAAAAAAUAUGGCCCCCUGGGUGAGCCACACAAUCUUCGUAAGCCCAUAGGCUGUAUCAAGUGUCAAUCAUAGAAAACAUGAACCCCCUAAUAACUUUUAAAAAUGGAGCUGCACAGAAAAAAGAGGACUUGAGCAUAAUCAGUCUUAGAGUAACUGCGUGUCACUAUCGCAAGCAGGGGGGAGAAAAAUUUACAUUCUGUGUAAUAAAUUUCUAAAGUUUGUCCACAGCUCCAUAGGGAUUGCUGGAGGCGGGAUUUAUGACCUAUACUGCAGCCAGUCACCAGAGGGUGCUGUUCUCGUGGUGAGGCAGAUGGCGUCCAUUCUAUAUACAGUCUUUAGUUUUUAUCCUCAAAAACAUCCAUUGAUUGCAAGUCUUUUUUUGCACAAUAACUUCUUCUUCUUCCGCUUCUAAUCAGCGCACACUACUUUGUGCCACUGUAGAAACAUGGUAGUGCAACAUGCCGUCCCUUAAGUUUGCUUCUCUAUGUAUCCAGUUAUCCAUUCUAUAUACAGUCUUUGCUUCCUCCGCAUCCACCAAAGCCCGCUGAUUUGUGAUUGGUCAGAGCUGUGAGCCUGAAUCUGUGAAGAGACAUCAGAUGCAGUUUAGCAUGAGGUCUUGACACAAACCAACUUCUACUGAAGAAAAAGGUCCAGUAAAGUCUACUUUCUUGAUCCCCCGCUGGGUCAAACUCACUUGUUAUAUCAGCAGCUGCUGCCCAAUGAGACCAAUGAAAACAUACUCUAGAUUGUAACUUUGAAAGUUUAAUAAUAUACCGGCUUCAUUAAGGCCUGCUGUAACCUCAGAAAUUCUCAGCAUUAGAUGAAGCUGCUUUCACAAAUUACUCUUACUGCUGUGAUGUUCACGCUGCUCCUAAUGGCGGGCCGGCUUCUUUGAUCAUAAACUCUGACUUUCUUCUGAGCUUAUCUACAUCCGCUGCUCAUGUCACCUAAGAUGUUGUUUGAUAGAGCUGGAUGUACUAUUCUUGGAGAUCAUAUGAAGUGGAAUAUUUGUUCUAUCUGAUAACAGCUGAGGAUCUUGAUUGUUAAUAUACCAUAAAACCCACUUUAACAGGCCCUCGUCUCAUUUAUUGAUGUAUUUGAUUGGCCUCUGUCACAGACGUCUCCAACUCCAAGUCUGUUUCUAAUGAUCUCUUUGUCUCCAAAGAAAUAAACCCCCUCAUCUUUUGUUUAUUACUGUCAUGUUAGUGCCUCUAUCAUCCCUCUGAAUCUCCUGUCAUUGGUUAAAUAAGUUCCCUUGAUAGUCAGACUAAUGAUUUUAAUGACAUUCAGUCCACAGCACUUCCUGUUCGAUGUUGUCUCAAAACCAAUAAUCUCAUUUUGGGUUAAUCUGUCCUAGUUUGUCAGCCACUCCCAUGAGAUAGCUCCAUAAAAUGUAUAAAAAUCACAUUUUCUACAGUAAGAAAAGUUUAUUUAACACUUACUGUCGAUAAGCCUUUCCCCUGUUUUUAUCGACGCAGUGGCUCCUUUUUCCAGUGAGCCCCCCUGAGAUGCAGCUGUUAGUUUUCUUUCACCAUUAAGGUCAAUGCAAUUAUAGCAACAAUAUAAACUUUAUGGUGUCAGACUCCCUCACACUCCUACAUUCAGGAAAAUAAAAGUUAAUAUUUUCAACCAUGAGCCAAACUGGAGUCCGUACCAUGGAAUAUGAAUCACAUUAUUUCCCUCUCUGACUCCCAGUGAUAGAUCUUUUACUACACAGGAGUGUUUUCAGACUUUGGACUGCUGUCUGUUUCCUAGCAACUUGCCAGUUUCCACCACAUUGUUUCGAAGAGCUUCAGGGGAGAAGACGGUCAUAAUUUCAUGUUUUGCCUCAGAGAUGUCUGGUGUCUGAGCAAUUUUCAACAGGAGACUCCCUCAACCCCAACACAAAUUAAUAGUAAUUUUCUUUGCAUCAAGGGGAUCAUCAUCAAUUUUUCCUACAAUGGGAUAUGUCAAUCAAACCCAACUCUCUUGAAAUAGGAGUGUCCGUCUUGUACUCCGCAGACAGCCUCUUCCUAUCAGAGAGAAAUGAAGUUUCAAGGGUGUCAGUUAGCUCGGUACUGUGCCAAAAGUUCUCCACUUAAAUUAAACGGAUUUAAAACACUUACAGCUGUUGUUAUCAAUAUUUGUACACAUUCGUUUUUCAGCUUUUUACAGCUGGUGGAAAUGGUUUUAAAAGGAGUUUGGAGAGAAGAAAUAUAAGCUCAAUACGAGACAUACCUGUCAGGACUCCUGUGAGAAGACUUCAGGUAGAGCAGGGUUCAUUUCAUUAACGCUGAUGAGGUUUAGGUUUCAUUAACAAGACAAAACUGAUGUAGAAGGUCAUUAAGAACACGUCAUUUUUUCUCCACUUAAUCUGUCACAAGCAGUGCCUUCUUACAAAACAGGCUGAGUUAGUUAGAGGGUUCAGAGCUAACUCUGCUUUCUUUCUUUCUUCAUUUAGAGAUUUCUCCUGAUGCACAUUGAUUACCGAAACACAACCAGUUACCGAGGCAACGUCAGUUUAAUGUUUGACCAUUCUAACUGUGAACAGCUCCAUAUCCAAACCUUGUGUUGUCCCAGUUUGGAGUUUUGCUCCUAACUUGAAUCUGAACCUGUGCGCCGAGUAACUUACCCUUCAGCCUCUUGAAUUGUAUUUGUCUUUGCAAUAUAUCACACCCACACUCCGCAUCCUUCUGCCAAAAGAUCCUCUAGGUUUUACAAAUAGUCCUUUACAACUCCAUCACUUGGGUCUUGUCAUCUCUGAAGUCGCUCGUAAUGACAGUGUCUUAUCUGUACCACAAAAAGUUUCCAAACUUUCUGGAUCAUAUUUUUCCAUCUCCAUAUGGGGACAAAACAACAUAAUAUCACAGGACGCUGAACAGAAGCAAUACACUCACAUGAAAUGUAACUUUACAACCACAAUUAUAAAAAGUAUCAGUAAAUAGUCGAUGGUUAACAUGGAUGGAUAAGGUGCAGGUGGGUAGCAGCUUGAAUCAGUGAUAAUGAGACUGUGUUUUUAGAGUUGGCGUGUGAAAACGACCUGGACGUGUGUGUUUUUGGCUGACCUGUCGCACCAGCCAGACGGCAACAUUUUAGUUUAAUUCCCUUUAACAUUCCCCUCACCGUACAUUUUCCUUUAUGGGUCACAGCCUCGUCCAGAUUUGUCUAAUAGGAGUAGCUGAUUCACCUGGUUUUUUAAAAAUGCCUCUCUAAGUCGAGUCAGGUAUUCAUUUUCAAAAGCAGCUGAGGAAAACAAAAGCUAAAUGUCUUAGUUGGAGUAAUCAGUGGUGUAGGCGAGGUCAGGUAAGGUAAAAUCCUCUACAUACGGUGCCUUUUUUGUCUGCAUUUAGGUCUUGAAUGUUGCCCAAAUGGAUUUUCUCUGCAAGAGGGGGAUAAAGAAUAAGGUUUGGCACAGCGAAAAAGAUGCUUGUUUUGAACAUUCAUCGACAGCGCUAAUACGAGCAGCCAGAGAUAUGAAAAUAGUUCUGUUGGAGGAGCAUCAGCAUCCUCGAAGGACACUGGAAUGAAAGUGCUCUGCUGCGUUUUCGAUGUAGGGAAAGUGAAAGCACACAGUGUAGGAACAGGAGUGCUCACUGAUAGAGCCUUUCACAAAGAACACUAAGUGUGUAUGUGAGUCUUUGAGGUUUUAUGCAUGUGUUUGUGUUCAAAUACAGAGUAGAAAGUUAUGCAUAAUGCAUCAUGCUACACUGGGUAGCACUCACCUAGGUAUCAUGAGUCAAGGUGAAAUUAUCUGCUCUCACACACUGCCCCGUGCUCUUAUCGGAGUAUGGUAAUGAUUUCAAGGUGAAGUGGGUCACCGGUGUACAUGAUAAUAUAUUUAGGAAGACCACUGUUGUGAACCAUCUGCACGUUCAAGUUUGAGCUGCGCAAUUCAGGCGAGCAGCUGGAGAGCUACAGAUGGCUGCGAUGCUAGAGAGAAAGAGCGGGGUCAUGGGAAUGAAGGAAGACCUGCUUCUCUUCUCUUAUUUGUUGGAGAAAAGGAUAAUUGUUGGUUUGCAUUCAGAGCUCCUUUGAGUCCACUCUUAAACGUUAGAUAUAGCCUACAUGCGAACGCAGAUAGAAGCAUCAAGAGUUGAUCUGACCAGCAGUUAGCAAUACACAACUUCUAAUUGGAUGAUAGGGUGACCAUAUUCUGACUUCCCAAAAAGAAGACACAUCACGUGGGGGCGGAGUCACUGAGUCGCACAAAGUUAAUUUUGAGAGUUCUGCAGGUCGGAUCAAACUCGUAGCUUCCGUGCAAAACCGCGAACAUUUGAAGGAUUUUAUAAACUUUCCCAGACAAAGCCGGACAGGCCCGGACAGCCCCCCCCAAAAAAGGACAUGUCUGGGUAAAAGAGGACAUACGGUCACCCUAAAUUAGAGCUUUGUUUGUGAAAUGCAGUUUAAUUAGUAGGGCUGUAAAGUCCUAGUUAGCUGUAAAGUCCCCUCUUGUUUUCCCCAUCCCCAAAUGAAAAUUGUGACAAGAAUUCUGACAAAAUACAUCUAUUUGUCAUUGUUGCAGUUCAGCCAACUCUCCAUCAUUUUUUUAAAUGUUGGCGCGAUUGUGAGUGAAAGAGUUAGGAAGCCAAGACCCGCCUUACGUUGCUUCUGAUUGGUUUAUAUUGCGUGGUGCCUUCCGUGGUUGGUUAGAUUACAGAGUCGGAAAAGUCUCCCUCCCCCUUAGUCGAUUCUUUGCCGAAAAUUUCAGGGUUUUAGUCGACCAAGAAUGUCUUUGGUUGAUUACAGCCCUAAUAUACACGCAAACGCAGAACACGUGAGCUGUCUCCUCAUAAAGAUAGAAGCAACAAGGAGUGGAUCUGGCCAGCAGUUAGAAAUACACAACUUCUGAUUAAAGCUUUUUUGUGUGCAUUACAGCUCAGUUAGCAACCUUUAUGUGUUUUUGCAACAUCCAAGGGGCUUUUUAUCUCAGUGUACACUCAGAGACUAUCCAGAUUCAAGCUUCCUGAGACUUCUCCGCUUGUUAACAGCAUAGAGAUAUGAAAGACAGAAACUGAUUUAUCUUGAUCAGCUCGCUCCUGUACCAGUUGGUCUGUGCUUUCUCUUGUUACAACAACAUCCAGAUCAGAUUUCCCUUUAUUCUGACUUAAUUUCAUGGUGCUGGUUACAUUAAUCAAUAAAUCAUCACAUAAAGGUUGAAUCAGCAGUAUUUUCUGGCUCAUGCAACUGGAUAUUAGCAUUUACAAGCAGAGGCACCGCAGUAGUAAGAGCUGCUUGUUAACUUAAAAUAGUUGUACUAAAAGUCCAGACCCCAAAAGUUCAGUUCCCACAUCUUUAUGUAGAAUCUGUAAAUAGAGAUUAGUAUUCAUGAAACAACACAAACCUGCAUUUUCUUUGUCUUUUUUUUGUGAGUGUUUUGAAUAAUUCAGCACUCUGGAGGGGAAAACGUUUCCAAAUGCUGGCUUUAAUGAAUAAAUUUGAAACCACACUGAGGAUCUAGAUGUCACGUAGCUCUAAAAAGUCUGAUUGUGCUGCUGGUGGGUCCAAGCCGGUGUGGGAAACAGUGUGAGAGGAGGAGCUCAGCAGGGUUAGCAUUAAAGCUCCAGAUGGCUCUCUAACAUAGCCAGACAGUGCAGCUCCUCUUCAGUUCAGCUCUGUAGACUAACCUCUCUCUGCUGAAAUCGCACACAUAUCUGAUGGGAAUAUAUUGAGAUGUUUUCCCUGUUUUCCUCCAGUGUGAAUGGCGAAGCUAACUAAUAAUGAUGACCUGAAAGGAGGCACGUUUCUCCUCCUUCUUUAUCUUCCGGCAUUUUCAGAGAAAAACUAUCAGCGAGACCCAGACGCUGCUCUUACAUCAGCGGCUCUGUCCACAUUCAACGUCAUCAGCAUUUCCCAUGCCUGUCAAUACCCGUUCGAGCACAUAAAGGGGAAUGACUCAGCUUAAGAAUUUUUUAUUAUUCCUGCCCUCUCCGCCAGGAAGAUCAAUAGCACUAUCACUUCUGUCAAGAAGUGGAGAGCUGAGGCUCAGAGGUGAUGUCAGCAGCAUAAAGCAAAGAGCGACUCUGCCCACAAAGAAAGCAAUUGGAUUUAAGACGCAAUAAGUGAGAAUCUUUUUCUUCAAGCUUCUGGAUUUGAAGGGUUUGUAUUUUCCAUCAAACUGCACAGUCAAUACAGAUCGAGCUGUCUUUAGUUACUGUAACAAACUUCAUUUGAGGGAGGGCUGCAGAGUGGAGUUUUGCUUACCUCGACAAAGACCAGAUCCCUAAAGAAAGGGGGCUUACAAAAAAUGCCAACAUCAGACUCCAGUUUAGAAAACUCCAGUAUCAUGUGUGGAUUUUUGUACCAAUUGAGCACACUCAGGUUUCCAGAUAGAAUAACAACACUUCCCCGAAUAAAUAAACUGGUAAUCUGAUGCUGCAAAACAAAACCACGACUGAAGUGCACUGUGGGAACAAACUCAUCACUCACUGGUGUUGUUUAAAAGGGGUGUCAGGUUUCCCGGUCUGGAUAGAACUGAAAAGACCUGCAGCUUAUUUGAAUACAAAUAAAGAAUAAAAACCUCAGAUGAAUUUUUACACUCUGUGGCACAGAGAGAGAGGGACUUCCAUGUUGGGCUGAUUCAUGUGACCCCUUUGGGGAAAAGACUGCAUUUCCCAUGAGCGUCAUCACCCGCUGUGAUAAAGACAUGGCACUUGCCAAAGCAAAUAAAUGGAAUUAUUUUAUUUUAAUACUACUUUCCUUUGUUUCAGACAGCAUAUUAUUGCAGGAUACAGAAUGAUUGGAUGAUGCAUCGAUUCGUUUCCAUGUAAAAUCAUGAACUAAAACUUUACAUUUUUUAAAACUGGAUCAAUUUAACAAUUUACAGCCAUGGUGUUAUGAUGUGUGCUUCAGUGUCCCAGUCAAUGUCAGAACUAGGGCUGAGUAAUAUGGACUGACAAUAAAAUUUCAUUUAAAAAAACUAAAUUCAUGAUUUUUUUCAAAUUUUCGCCUAAAAUUAAAACCUUAAAUGACAAAAACAUAACCCUAAACACUGCGUUUUGUUCAAGGGAUCUCACUGCAAAACCAAACCAGCUCCAAACAACUUGGGAAUAAUGUUUGUCUCUGCUCGAAGGGGAACGAGGUUGAUGGCAGAAGCCAUUCAUACCCUAGUUUCAUAUGCUUAUCUUAUUGCCUUUGAUUGGCUAUAAGGGCUGACCGUUUGGCUUGAGCGUGUGAUGAUGUUUCCAGCUUUUCUAGCCAAUCAGAGGCGAAGGAGGCUGGACUUUCCCCGGCAAAAGUCGAAUCGGGCUUGAUGUGGAUAGUCAGGCGCGUCAAAGUUCACCUCCGAAUAUUUCGUAAUUUUGCGUUCUAUAUUUGCGUCUGCCCUGGUGUGUAAGGACCUUUAUAGUGAGGUUCUGACAACUCCAGACAUCAUUUUCCAGAGAAGUAAUACAAGUAAAUCAUUAGAGCGCUGUUUCAAGUUUUGAAUUUACUGAGUAAUUUGAUUUUUGGUUCAGCUCUAGUCAAGGAGUAAAAGUCUCGUGCAAAUAUUUGAGCGAGCCCUGAUCAGAGUAAAGCCAACAUCAACAUCUACAUUAGCUGAAGUUGUUUUAAAUCUUGAAUAGCAUUAAUAUUGAUGAAGAAGUUAGUCUAAUAAUCAUAAGAGCUUGAAUGGAGGCCCACAUUCAUUAAGCAUUACCUCAGCUGCCCUCUUUUCACAAUCGUUUGUUGCCGUUGCGUGCCUGCGCCUUCACCUUUUGACUUUCCAGUGUGUAACAGUGGAUAUGUUUAAUGCAAGGCUCCAUUUACCAUGACAUCAUCUUUGUUGUAUCUAUUGUUAAACUUAUAUUCGCACUGACAGUGACAUGGCUUUCCCCUCUUCAGAAGACUGCUUGUCUUUUCUGGUUACACUGAUAAAACUGCCUGAAGCAUCGCUGGAUGUACAGUGGUAAUAGCAGCAUGUUUUUAGCUCUUAAGUGAACACAGAGCCUUUAACUACACACAUACGCCUGUGCAAUUAUAAACAGCAUCAGAAGUGUCAGCUUUUAUUUUAGAACGGCUGUUUUUCUGGAUGAGAGCACACACGGCAGAGAAGUCGGUUCUCAUUUCAAGCAAAGACACCAAACCGAUUCUUUCAAGGUUAUUUGUUUGACUUCUUUCUGUUUCCACGCCAAGUCAUUUUUACUCAUACUUUAACUUCUUCUUUCUCUCUCUCUGUGUUGAUGAAAUGUUUGUUCUUCUGCAUUAUAUAAAAGUUAUUUUCUGCAAGACUUUCUGCAGUGAGAAAUUGAAAAGCACUUUGUUGGUGGUCUUAGAAUGGGACUACGAAAGAAGACCUUUAUAUUUCUUUAUCAACAUCACUUUUUAAGCUUUAUUCAGUAUUUUCUGAAGAUUUUGGCUGAUAUCUCACAAGUUUCUUCCUCAAAGCAGAAAGUUAGCCUUGAGUUUUUACAUUGUUAUGUUCUUCUUUUUGAGAAGCUAGGUUUCAUCUUUGUGUCCUCUCUUGAUCUGCUUUGACACUCGUGUCUGGCUAAGGGCAUCAAAUGUUUUCAUCCUGUCCAAGGUGUUGCUGGAUGAACAUGCAUGCCUGUGGGUGGUUUACAUACAGCAUACAGCAAAGCCCUUCGCACUCUCCCGAAAACUGCGGUCCUGCUUUGCGUUGAUUUUUACACCUUUUUCUUUAAAUGACUCAAAAAACGAGGAGUUUUAAAAAGAAAUCUCUCACCUUAAAAGACCUGAAAUCACUGAAAACAAACUGUUCCUUCACUUUGACUUGGUCAGAACAUAAAGAAGUAUUUUCACUAUUUGACAACAUGACAGUGCGUCCAGAGGGAAAAGAAUAAGGACAGGACAGCAAUGCCAGAUAGAAAAAUCCUGAUGCAGUACAUCACUUUGUGUUCAAAAAUCUGUUCGACAACAUCAACAUCUUGUAUGAAAUGUAAAAGUAGAUGUGCUGCUCUUGUCAGGAAAGAGUUCUACUUGCAACUAGACAAAAAAGUGAUCUUUUGAUUAGGGCCCAACUGAUAUGGGGCCGAUGCCAAUACCGAUUAUUAGGUGGCCAAAUUAAUCGGCUCGACGAUAAAUCGGUCGGGCCCUACUUUUGAUGAAGGCAACAAUAAGUAUUAAAAGGAUGUUCUUGUGUCUCUUCUCUUUCAGAUCAGUGCACAGUGACACGGUCCUAUCUUUUCCUCCACAAGUUCUGGUUCUUCAGCACCAUCUACUACUUUGGUAACUGGGCCUUCAUCGGGGUAAGACAUUACCAUCUUUAUUUCAGAUGAAGAAAAAUGAUUCUGGGUUGAAUUUAGAGGCUUACAAAGAAUAAACAUUGAAGCUCCCUUGAGGAUUUUUGGGGUUAAGUCACUUUUGGCGCCCCCUGUGGACAAAGUAUAACUCAUCCCUUUUCCAGUCUUCUCCUGUACUUGUGACUCUGGUGUUUUCUAGUGUUGUCAGGAUACCAGAUUUUUGAACUUUGAUGCAAUACCAGUAAAAAUCAACAUUACAUUAAUACUGCUACUUCACACUGAAAUAACUUUAUUGUGACUUAAUUGUGCUGCUUAGAAAACCUGAAGAAGCAACAUUUAACAUGCUUUUUAGAGCAAUGAAAGUCAAAAUAAAUCUGUUUUUUCCCAUUAAUGAUAUAUAAUCAAAAUAAAAUGUUUCAUCAGAAGUAUCAUUUAUGAUUCAGAGAAAGUUUGAAGUGUUUUUCACCAAGUUGCAACCUCCAAUUUUGAGAAAUGGAGCCGAUGCAGUUCCCUGAGUGCCCACUUGAGGCUGGCUGCAGAAGCACUCGAAUAAAUAAAGCCCCAUGUUAGAGCAAAAAUAAACAUGUUUACAGGCUGGUUCAAAAGCAGUGCCCAAGGUGAUUUUCCAGUGUCGGUAAAAGAUAAAAAUGUAACUUAAUUUAAUCUCAAGUAGAUCUCUCAGACCUCAUUAUGCUUAUGUCCACUUCAUCUGUAUUUAUCGCAUACUGAUGCUGCUCACUCUUGUCAUUCUCUCACAACGGCUUCUGUUUGAACCAUAAGAGUAGAUUUACUUCUUCCAUAAACACAUAUUCUUUUCAGUACUAUUGCACUUUAUAACCCUACUGUUCUAUCAAAGGAAAAUUCUAUCUCGCAGCCAGGAAACAGGCGAAAUAACUCGAAACCAGAAAUCAAUCUUGUCUCUGAUGGUCUGCUUCGCUGUUGGAGGUUGUAUAAAAGCUUCUCAAUUAAUUUCAGUCUGUUUGAUAAGCAGCUACAAACUCCUCACAGGAGCUUUAACAUUAUUUUUGGGGGGAAACGGUGAUGAAAACUGUUAUUUAGCAUUUUUUGAACAAUAAACUACUUGCAGCAGAAACAUCUAUGAAACAUUUAAUUUACUCCCAAAGUGGUUCAGGAGUAUUUUCUUCGGGGAGUGUGAGUGCAGAAGCACAUAAUGAAAUUUCUGCUCAGAGGAAAAAAAGAGUUCCUGAAAAUGAUUUUCCAACACUGUACACAGCUAAUCUCCCCUACAAAAUACUUAAUAGCCUCUUUCCCUGCUGUUGAUGCAUUGUAUCGAUCAAACGACCCCUGCGAAAUAUCUCCUAAUGCACGCUCUUUGUCUUUUCUUUUCAGGCUUUCCUCAUCGGCCUGGUCGUGUCCUGCUGCAGAGGGAAGAAGUCUGUGAUUGAAGGAGAGGUGGAGGCCGAUGACUCAGACUUGAGCGAUGAUGAAUAUGUGCACUGAAAAACGUUCCUUCCAAAAAUGCAAGGGACUAGAAAGAGCAAAAUCAGAAACAAACAAAUGGAUGUCAGUCAUUCGUCACCGCUUAAUUUAUUGUUUUGAGGGAGUGAUUGCUGUGGUUUUCUCGCGGAUUCCAGCACGGUUUUGAGUUGACUCGUCCCUCCCUUUUAAUGAGAGUGCUCAGACCGAUUGUUGUGUCUUUCCCGCUCAAUAUUAUGGAUGACUUUUGGAUUCUGAGAGCGCCGUCCAACUUAAUCCUAUCUAUAGAAAAUUCACUUAUCAUCAAUUUGAGACUGACACAAAUUGGAGAUUUUUCUGCCGCUCAUCCCAAACUUUAUGUCCGAAAUAGUUUGGACGUAAACUGACUUUUUACUUGAUCUGAGCACUUUCUAGACCCUUAAAUGGUUUACUUUGUGAGAAUAUUUACUGUUUGCUUUAGACUACUUUUUAAGAUGGAAACGAUGGCGCUUACAGAAGCUGUUCUGCUUGUGUUUCUGACAGAUAAUUGGCAUUAAAUAAUGAUUCCCGUGCGUCGAAACAGUAACAUCUUUAAAGUUUGUUUUGCUUGUUUACGUCCGAGGUUAAAUAUUCAAAGAUAGACGUGUGCUUUAUCUCAUUGUUUUAGUUUUCUGCAGCCUCAGACGAUUAUUGAAGUGUUACUGUUCUUAUAAACCUGCACUUUGUGUGUGAAACGUAAAGGACCAAUAGCAGCUAAGAUCAUGAGUUAUUGCUGUUUUUUUUUAUGAAAUGGGGUCAACAGCUUUCUCACUCGUUUGAAGACCUUACAGAAAGAAACUAAAGAUAAGGAUGUAAUUUUCUUUUGAUUAAGAAGUUAUGUUGUUUUGCCUUUUGCUCUGUAGUUCAUCAGCUUUUCUCAGCUAUGUUUGACUUCUUUCAGCGUGUUUAGCAAUCAUUAAGUGUGUAAAUGAAUACAAAGUGUUGAUUUCAAUAACAAACUGACAGAAAACAAUAUUUAUAAUUAGGACUAAGAGAGUUUUGUGCCUCAUGACUGUGAAGUACUAUGAUGGGCACACACUGCUGUAAAUGAUGCCCUGAAUUAACCCCCACGAAUAUCAGCCUCGAUCUCAUAGUUUUGAUCAUGCCUGGAGAUAUUAAUCAUCAAAAAAGUGAUCAGUCCAAACGUAACUGCUGUUGAUGCUGUCUGUAUUUAAUAAGUCACGUAUUCAAAGAAAUAAAAACAUUUUAAACCCCCUCCAACUGGACGAGAAAAA